AUGAAACAUGCUCAGACAUAUCACGUGGUAGGUAUAUCAAGUUAUGUAUACUGACAGUAUAGUGAAUCAUAAUAAUAAGGUAUGAUAUAGGAACAUGCUUGGUCUAUAUAUGAUAGAUACUUAGUAAAAUAAUGUAAGGAUAGAACCACUGGGAAGGAGUACUAAAUGAAAAAAAAAAAGAUUUAGCCAAUUCAGAGAAUAUAGGCUGAAAUGGUUUCUUUGGCCCAGACCCUCGUGAUAUUUCAUCAGGGCAAUUCACUCUAUACCACAGGAAGGCCAGCAUAGAAAGUCCACUUCCACCCUAAGACCGAUGCCUCCACACUUCGUUAUCAUGCUUGGCAGGGGUCAGUUGGGGAUCCAGCUGCUGAUGAGGAUGAUCAGUGAGUGCAAUAUGAAAAGACCCUGAUCCUUCGGCCCCAAGCCUUGGUGAGGCAAAUGCCUCCAGUCCAUAGAGCUACCGUAUCCCAUAAGUAAGACCAUAGGGCCCCAGGUUCUCCUUGUCACGAGUGUCUCUGUUGGUGUAUGGACGGCUGCUCGGAGAUAACUCUGCUUGGGCCCCUGACCUCGAAGAGCUGCUGCACUAUUUAUUAUUAUUAUCAUCAUCAUUAUUUAUAAACCACCAACAAAUUCUGCAGCACUAUACAAUAGGUGCUACAUGAAGUGUUAUUGAGGGCCCUGCUCAGAUAAGCUUACAAUAGAAAGCCUUUAAUGGAUUUCCCUGUUUUGUUAAACCAGAGUACCCAUUUAGGUUUAAAACAAUGCAAUAAGCACUCUAACAACUGCUGUGAAAACGUAAACAAAUCUUGCUCUUGUGCUAUUGAAAACUCUGUUUUCUGAGCAAUGCAACAUAUUUGCUUUAAAGGACCACUAUAGGCACCCAGACCACUUCAGCUUAAUGAAGUGGUCUGGGUGCCAGGUCCAGCUAGGGUUAACCCUUUUUUUUUGCAUGCGCAUUCAGACGAAGAGGAGGAGAGGAGGCGGAGAGGAGGAGGAGAGCUCCCCGCCCGGCGCUGGAAAAAGAGGUAAGUUUAACCCCUUCCUUUCCCCAGAGCCCGGCGGGAGGGGGACCCUGAGGGUGGGGGCACCCUCAGAGCACUAUAGUGCCAGGAAAACGAGUAUGUUUCCCUGGCACUAUAGUGGUCCUUUAAUCAGCAGAGUGUAAAAAUAAACAUUAUUUAUCUUUAACAGCAGUGGUUCAACAGCUUUUAAAAAAAAUUUUUAAUAUAGAUUUCAGCCAGUCAUUUACAAGAAAUAUUGUGCAAUGGGAAUGUUUGAUACUUUUUGAAAACUUCCUAUUUCCUGCAGUAUUUGUAAAACAUUAUAUGUAAAAGUUUUUUUCAGGAAACAGAGAACAUGAGAACUGUGAGAACAGACAAGGAGGCGGAGCAUGUCUCUCUGUCAUGCUCCCUGCGGUUCCCACAAUUCCCAGCACAGGAUGUGGGAACCGCAAAGGAGCAUGACAGAGAGACAUGCUCCUCCUCCUUCAGCGUUAGUGAGAGGAAUGCCGCCGGACCGGCGAGGCUGCCACCCGACCGCUGCUUUGCAUGAACGCGGACGGCCCCCUCACAGUGUGCCACCGGACCGGCCACCCGGUGGCACCUUCCACUGAAGUCCCCAGAUGCCGCCUACAAUCCAGCCCUGCCGCCAGGCCCCCUGAAGGCGGCCCUGGCGGCGGGCCCCCCUCCCGGCCGGGCCCUCGGACCAUGUCCGAAGUGCCCGACCGGUCAGUCCGCCCCUGGUCGGGAGGGUAAGAAAGAUCACUAAAGGACGGGGGGCAGGGGAGAUCACUAAGGGACAUGGUGGCAGGGGAGAUAACUAUGGAACAGAAGGGAAGAGCUCUAAGGGUCAGGUGAAGAAGGGUUAGCACUAAGAGACAGGAGGGCAGAGCACUAAAGGACAGGGGGAAAGAGGAGACCACUAAGAGACAGGGGGGAGUGAAAUAGAUCAUUAAGGGACAGGGGGAGUGGAAAAGACACACAGAGAGGCUGAGGAAGGGGCAAAAGAGAAGCACUGGGAUUGGUAGGGGAGAAAGAGACACACAGAGGGACUCAGGAUGGAGACACACCAGAGGACCUGGGGAGGAGACAGACACACAGAGGGGCCUGGGGGUGAAAGAGACACACACAAAGGAGCUAUGAAGAAUAAAAGAAACAAAGGGGCUGGGGGGAGUAAGACACGCAAAGAGGUUGUGAGGAUGUAGGAGACAUACACAGAAACACACAGGGGGCUUGUAAGAGAUACACUAAAGGGGGGUGUAAGACACAAAACUUAAAAAAAAAAAUACAAAAAUUAUAUUAACAAAAUAAACAUAAUAAUACAAAUAAAGAGCUGCUCCCCUCUCAGCCCUGGCAAGACUCGGCCCCUAUCCUACCCUACAAACUCUCUCUUUCACACUACACACACAUAUACACAAUGCAUCCACACACACAUAGAGAAACAGACAAUGCAUCCCUACACACAGAGAUGCACACACAUGCACAGAAACAUACAAUGCAUCUCUACACACACACACAGAAAAAUACCAUGCUUCCCUUAUACACACAGAAACACACAAUACAUCCCUUACACACACAAACACAAUGCAUCCCUUGCAUACAUACACAGAAACACACAAUGCAUCGCUUACACACAGAUACACACAAUGCAAAUUCCCAUCUCAAUUCCCUGUAAUUCUCUCUUUAUUGAGUAGAUCCUAUAAUCUGCACUAUGAUAAGUAGGCAGAGAUUAAUUAUGUGGGUUGGGCAUAGUGGGCGGAGCUUUGGGGGCAGUGGGUGUGGUAAAUCUUCAAGUACGUAAUUGAUAGCUGUGGUGCAAAGUGUCCCUGGAAAUUUUAUUCAAAUGUUGGCAACUGCUCAGCCUUACCUCACUGACAAAGCCUAACAAGGCUGAAAUGAUCGUCUCUCGUACAGAGAGAGCCGGCCUGCAGUUCGGAUUUGGACCGCCCUUUUGGGUGGGAUCAGUUUUAUAUGCAAAUGACCCUUGUUCUUUUUGUAAUAGCACAAUAUGAGUUAAGAGAGGGGAGACGAGCUUGGGGGCUGCAUCUGCAAGGGAGAAGCAGUUAUGUAUGUCAGCAGCAUGCAGUGUGAGUUCUUGGCUGCCUAAGUCACAUGUGUUAGGGGUGCAACUUCCCCCCGGCAUAUAAGUGCAAAUUACUCUGCACUUCCAUUCAGAAAAGCAUUAGUGGUCAUGGUGGUUGCGGUAACCCUUUCAUUUUAGGGGUGUGUCUCUUCUGAGAAAUUUUAAGUGACUUACUAAUAGCAAUUUAUGCAACUAAAAUAUAACAAGAACAAUGUAUCAUAAUUACACGGACUGAUUUCUAAACAAUUUUAUUGUAGUAUAAACACACAUUACUGUGAGUAUUAUUGAUGUGAAGCUCUACACUCACACUCACACACCAACAAUAGAGACCUCCUACAAAAGAGGGACAUUAGGAUAGAAAAGAGCAACCGAGGGAUGUGGGCCCAAAAUAGGGACUGUUCUCCUAAGUAGGGACAUUUGGGAGGUAUUGUGUAAUCCUGCCAUUACACUUUUUACCUUGUUGUAACAUCACACUGUCUAGGGCUAAUUCUGGAUUUUUGUCUUAAAAAAAACUGUCCACAUUAAAGGGACAUUUGUAUUAUCAAAACAACUCUGACUUAACAAAGUGGUUUGGGUAUUGACCAUGCCCCUGCAAUCUAACUGCUCAAUUCUCUGCCAUUUGUGAGUUAUUUCACUUUGGUUAUACAGCCCUAGCAACACAGUCUCAAUACACAUUUCCUAAAAACUUUUUUUUUAACUUCCCUUAAAGGACCACUCUAGGCACCCAGACCACUUCAGCUUAAUGAAGUGGUCUGGGUGCCAGGUCCAGCUAGGGUUAACCCAUUUUUUCAUAAGCAUAGCAGUUUCAGAGAAACUGCUAUGUUUAUGAAUGGGUUAAGCCUUCCCCCUAAUCCUCUAGUGGCUGUCUCAUUGACAGCCACUAGAGGCGCUUGCGUGCUUCUCACUGUGAUUUUCACAGUGAGAGCACGCCAGCGUCCAUAGGAAAGCAUUAUGAAUGCUUUCCUAUGUGACCGGCUGAAUGCGCGCGCAACUCUUGCCGCGCGUGCGCAUUCAGCCGACGGGGAGGAGAAGAGGAGGAUCGGAGGAGGAGAGCUCUCCGCCCAGCGCUGGAAAAAGGUAAGUUUUAACCCCUUUCCCCCUUCCAGAGCCGGGCGGGAGGGGGACCCUGAGGGUGGGGGCACCCUCAGGGCACUAUAGUGCCAGGAAAACAAGUGUUUUCCUGGCACUAUAGUGGUCCUUAAAUGUACAAUGUGUUUAAAUUUAGAUUAUCCUAUCUUCAGUUCUGUUAUUUGCCUGCUGGAGCCUCCAACAAAGACAAUUAACAGAACAGGAGAUUACCAAUGUCUAAAGUAAACACACUAUGCUGUAAAAAUGAAACCUACAUGUCAGAGGAUUUAGCAGUGAGACUGCAGGGGAAUGAUCUAUACACCAAAACGGUUUCAUUAAGUAGUUUUGGUGUUUAGGGUGUCCAUUUAAUGAGCCAUUAAAACCCUGUCACUUAAUCCAAGUUAAAAUUAACUUAAAAGCGUAACAUUUUUCACAACUGUCAUACUCGUUCUCACAGUGUGUCAUAUAACCUCUGGGCUUCUAACGCCCCUGUUGUCGCUUUCCACAAUAACUUUAAAAAGCCCUGUUAUUACCUUCAAUGCACCCUAUUAAUUCCACUCUAUAUUCCAUCUUUAAUGAGAGUAUUGAAUCUGCCAUAUACCUGGUGUCUACACCAGGUUUCUUGUGGUUCCAGUAACUUCUACUGCUGUAAUAGACUAAAAGCAUGCUCCCUUGUUGACCUUUUUAGUGAGAAUUUCAUGAACAUCUGCAUUUUUAGGUCAGGGCACUUCAUAGAUUUAACUUAUACUAUACCUGCUUAUUUCAAAUAAAUUACUGCAUUAAAGUGUAAACUUUAAAAACUGAACCUUUGUAAACGAAAAUAAUUCCUUUUCCUAUUUGUGACAGUAUGCUUUUUAGUGGCACAAAUACUUUCAGCUACACUGGAACAUCCUAUACUUAUCUCAUGAUUAGCUCAAAGGGACACUCUAGUCACCAAAACAUCUUUAGCCUAAUAAAUCCGUUUCAAUAAUAGUUUUAAUAAUUUUAAAAUCUUCAUGUGCAUUCAAGGGGUAGCUAAAGGUGUCAACUCAAGUUUGGCUUGUUCCUUUAAAAAUAAUUUCAGGAAGUAUUACUUUACUGAGAGGGUACUGGAUUCAUGGAAUAGCCUUCCAGCUGAAGUGGUAGAGGUUAACACAGUAAAGGAGUUUUAAGCAUGCGUGGGAUAGGCAUAAGGCUAUCCUAAACUUAAGAUAAGGCCGGGGACUAAUUAAAAGUAUUUCGAAAUAUUGGACAGACUAGAUGGGCCGAAUGGUUCUUAUCUGCCGUCACAUUCUAUGUUUCUAUGUUUCACAUAACAGAAUAUAUAUAUAGAUAUAUAUAUACAGGGCUCAAAACGUCCACUGGUGACUGAGAAUUCAGACCUGGCAAGUUAAAAUUUACAACAUAAAUCAACUGCACACCUAAUGUUAGGUAUGUAAAAAUGACAAUCAUUGUUUAAUGACAAAAAAGGAAUAAACUCACAUUUCAUCUAUAUACACCCAAAAAUUUACAAAUCAUAAUGGAAAACGCAUAAUUGCAAUUCAUCUAUAUACAUAAUAGUAUAAAAAACUAUAUCAAUGCUGGCAUUUCAUACAAAUGAAAUACUGAGAAAAUUAAGUAAUCCUUCAAUACUGUGGUCAUUUAUAGUGAUUUAUAUACCGUAGAUUACCAUAGCAUAAUUUGAUUUGAAAUUUAAUUUGGACCACCAACAUCUUAUCUACAUUUUAGUUUAUUUGCAGUUCAAGCUAAGGCCACAAUAGGAAUGUAAAAUGAGCAAAAACCUCAAUUAUAAGAAAAAAAAAAUGACGGCUGUUGGAUGAAAUAAGGAACCUGUAGUAGUACAGACCUUCCACUAGGUGGUAUCAUACAUAGAUAUAAUACAUUUUUCUUCUAUAGACAAAGAUACAAAGACAUAAAACAUCUUGACAAAUUUAGCUAAACCACCUUUGUGAGUAUUCUCACUAUAAAUGGCUCUAGAUUUUUUUAAAUUAACAUAACUGAAUAUUCCUAUUUUGUUAUUUUGGCCUAAAAUUUUAAUUUCACUUUGGAUUCACUCUGAAUUCUGGACAAGUCAGAAUUUAUUGAAUAGCCCUGAACAGAAUUCGACUGUACAUAAGCCACCAGAGCAGCAUGGGAGCUAUAGUUCAACAUCUGUAGAACUGCUUGCCAUUUAAUCAUACUUUACAUUGAUUGAUGAUUAAAGGGACACUCCAGGUACCAAAGCAACUUCAUCUAAAUUAACCAAAUGGUUAAACCCCAAAGUUGAUUCCAGGGGCGAUGUCCACUCCUCCCCUGACAGCAUCCAGUUUCUGAAUUUUUAGAUUCAGGAAGCGUGGAGUGCUGCUGGACAGGGGUGUGCAUAAUUAGCUGAGAGCGGUCAGCUGACACUCUCAGCCAUUCAGUGACCUCCUAUUCACUAAACUGGCUUGGAAAGAAACAUAACUUUCCCAAGCCCCUGCUCGGCGGCUCUCUGUGCUUCCUGAAUCUGAAAAUUCAGAAGCCAGAUGCUGCCAGGGGAGGAAUGGACAUUGCUGCUAGAGGCAGCUUUAGGGUUAUAGGAACACUGUAGGCACCCAGACCACUUCAGCUCAUUGAAGUGGUCUGGGUACAGUGUCCCUUUUGCACUUAGUGCUGCAAUGUAAAACAUUGCAGUUCCAGAGAAACGGACAGCCACUAGACUAGAGGGCUUUCUGAAUUGAAACAGACCUUGAGGACCUCCAGUGUUAAAUUUUUCCCUAAAGGAAAAUAUUAAUUUAAUGCUUUCUUAUGGGGAGGUCUAGUGCGUGCACGGCAUUUGCCACCCAUGCGCUUUAGAGCCUGCUUGUCGCAGGAUAUCGGAGGGGGCGGAGUGUAGACCCAGCGCCGAGGGACAUUAGCGCUGGGAUCAGGUAAGUAAAUUAAGGGUUUUUAACCCUUUAUUUACUGGGUAGGCAAAGGAGGCAAUAGUGCCGGGAAUACAGCUUUGUAUUCCUGGCACUAUAGUAUCCCUUUAAGUCACUCUUACUGCAGUCAUCCCGUAUAUGAAACCCUCGCUGUUUAAAGCGGCACUGUCAUGCCGAACUUACCUUUCUUUAAUCGAUUCCUCUCACUUUCUCAGGAUAUGUUCUAAAUUUCUUCCUGUCUGCUCUAGUGGGGGCCCUCAAUAACAAUAUUGUCCUCCCCCCUGGCCCCCACCCCUGAGCGGCGGGUGGGGACCCUAAAUUACAAAAAGGGGGGGACCUAUUGUUCUGGUCCCCACCCCUGAGCGGCGGGUGGGGGUCCUAAAUAACAAUAAGGGGGGGGACCUAUUGUCCUCCCCCUGACCCCCACCCAUGAGCGGCGGACGGGGGCCCUAAAUUACAAUGGGGGGGACCUAUUGUCCUCCCCCCGGCCCUCAGCCAUGAGCGGCAGGUGAGGGCCCCAGGUAGGUCUCCCCCCUUAUUGUACUUCAUAAACAAAGAGUGCAGUACUGCAGCCAAAAUGUGUGUAAUUGUGCAUUAUAUUGUAAGGUAAACCACUCACAUUUGUAGGAACCUUAUUAUUAUCAUUGGCUCUAAUCUUUUUGGCUCCUGUGCCUUUACGGUAGCACGUCACCUUUUUCAUGAAUACAACACCACAGACUCUUUCCAAGAGCCUAAACUUAGCCCGGCUCUAUGAUAAAUCAGCACAUGGCCAGUGUAGGGUCUUCUAAUUACUCCACGUUCACCUGGGUGUAAUAUGAUAAGAUUCCGCCAGACCUCAAAGCUCAAGAGGCAUUUAUUAGAUAAAGCAAAAUAUAUGUAAAAUAACAAACUAUUAUAAAAGCAGUGAUCCUUGCAACAAAGGGCUUCUAUUAGUUUUAGAUUUAGAACCUCUACAGUAAAUCCCCACAUAUAACCCAUGUGAUGUAAUAUAAAAGAGCUGAAUAAAAAAAAAUAUAUAUAUAAACCUGAAAAUACAUCCCUGCUUGUUACUAGUUUAGAUCCUUCUUAAAACAAUAAUUGGUUUUAUGUAGUUAAUUUGUCAUAAAACAAAUCAUUUUUGUAAUUUUUACUUUUCCUGUUUUUUUAGGAGAAGAACGGUGUACAGAAGAUCAUAACUAUUGGCCCUCAUGGGACAGUUAAAGAGGACUCAGAACUGAAAGAACGAGUCAAUUUGGAAAAUGUUACUUUGAUAAUUAGUGGAGUACGUGUUCAAGAUGAGAGGACAUAUAUAUGUCAGGUGGAGAAGUCAAGUGUGGAUAUUACAGAAAGCAAAGUUCACUUGCGUGUUUACAGUGAGUAUAGCCAAUAUUUUAUUAUUAUUAUCAGAUAGAACUUGGCCGUGCUCAGGUUUAUCAUUCCUUGGGUUACAUAUGGUUUUAUCUCUUUAUUUAUUUACAGUUAUAACAGACCUUGCGUGAUGUGCUUUUCACGAUGCCAAUUUAUAAACGGAGAGAUGAUUGUUGAAUUAAAGUGCAUUAUAUAACAAUUUUUUUAAGUAAUAGGCAAGCCCAAUUUUUUUUUUUUUAACGGAAUGAGGAAGAUAUUUUCAUUUUUAACCUUUAUUAUUCUUCCAUAUUGCCAAAUGUGUAUGAAUAAGUGCUUGUAUAGUACAAAACAUGCACAUCACGAUGAGUAUAGGGCCAGGGUGAUUGUUUUUUUCAUUUUUUCAUUUUUUUUUUAUAUCUGUUGCAGUAUUGUGCUUCUUGUUUGUUAAAUUGAUUUUUUUUACAUUGCUACAAUAAAAGAAGAUUUUUACUUAUGCCCUGAGAGUGUCAGCAUUGUUGAAAGUUAGAACAACAUUUUUAACCUAAACCAACUGUUUUGCGUUUGUGCAGAACUAUAAAAAUUUCCUUAGCAAAAUCAAAGUAGAUCACAUCCACUGUAACACCCUGAUCUAUAUUUUUACUAAUGUAGAAAGUAAUUAGGUUAGUUUGGCAAUGGCCUGUUUUUCAUAAAACCGUGUUGAUUCCUACAAAUGAUAUUUUUUAUUAUUACUGACAUUUAUAGAGCGCCAACAGAUUCCAUAAUUAUAAAAUACAUGCAAUAACUUAAAUGCACAAUAGUUUUGAUCUAACACCUGUGUAGGAUUACCUUGCACCACACUAUAAAACAUACACAGAAAAAAACAUGGGUAAAGGUGGAGCAUAUACAUAAACAUAAAAAGUAAAAAUGCAAUAUAUAUAAAUAUAGUUCCAAUAGUGUUGAUAAAGGUGCUAAAUAAUACCGGACGAUGUAGAAAUAGUAAAUACAGUUCUGUAUUCCUUUUAUAGAAUCCUUUCUUGAGAGAUACUAAAGAGAAUAGAAAAAUCACAUAGUAUAAUAUUGUACAGGUAGUCCUCACUUUGCGACUUACCUGCAUAACGACGGCUCGGACUUACGACCAGCUCUGUAGUGUGGGGAUUCGAUCGAUUCCCCAUGUUAGAGAGCUGGUCUAUGUUCUAGGAAUUUUCCCCAAACAUAGAUUUGUGGAGUUCCCUGCGCUAGUGAGCUGGUCUAUGUUCAGGGGAAUUCCUCCGAACAUAGACAUGCUCUCUAGCGCAAUUAGUUUAGUCGUAAGAUCGGAAUCCGGUCGGUAAGUGAGGAUCAUCUGUAUUAUAAAGUAAUAAAUGAUGAGUGACUGGAUCUGCUCACAUAACAGAUAUAUCAUACCAGUCCUUAAGUACCCUUAAGAAUUCCAGUGAAGGAUAAUAUUGAUUAUUGGUGGUGAAAUAAACAAUUUAUUGGUACUUAACACACAACUUAGAGUAAAAAAAUGUUUUUUUUUAAAUAUGCUAGUAAUAUGCUAGUAAAGUUAAAAAAUAUAACUACUAUAGUUCAAUACGCGAUUCGCCCGAUGGCUUCCUCAGUUACAGAUAAUUGAGAAGCAUCAGAAGGACAUGAUUGUGUGUGCUGCACACUCCAACACAGACUGAAAGCAUAUGAUAAUCAUUAAUUAAAGUUAUGCAAUAGAUGAAAUGAAAUCAAAAUAUGUUAGUAUGACUAGAUAUUGUAUAUCAGUAAGCCUCAGACAAUAUUCAAAUAGUGAUCUCCAAUUGCUUGGGACCUUUAAGUAAGCAUACGGCCCCUGGAGGUAUGGCUUGUAGGUGAGAUUUUCCCAGUAUAGAAAUACAGUAUAUCUGUGCAUAUUACUGGGCAAAUAUUGCAAGAAGUGAAACUUGCGCAUUAAGCGUUGUGAUUACAGUGCAGUGACUGAAAAUUCAAAACAAGAGAGGCCUUUCCAAACAGUUUAAGGUGAAGAUGAAUUUUUUUUUUUUUUAAUUUAUUAGCUGUUUUUAUCUAUUUUUUUUUUUUUUUAGCAGUUUUCUUUCCAUUUGGUGGUGUCUUUUUAAAAAAAUAAAUUAAAAAAAAUUAGUUUUAUCAGGUCAUGUUCGUAUAUGACAUGUAUAUGACUACAAGAUAUUGCUCUCUCCUGGUGCUCCUCCUACCUCUCCCAGCGCUCUUUCAGUGUUUCUUUCUCUGGCUCUGCUUCUUCUCCCCAACUCCUCUCUGUUGGUGUCCCCCAAGAUUCAGUCCUUGGUCCUACUGUUCUACUGUAAACUCAUUAGCUCCUUUGGCUUCCAAUAUCAUUUCUAUACAGAUGACAUGCAAAUCUACCUGUCCUCUCCUGAUCUCUCCCCGUCCCUCUUGACUAGUGUAUCUGACUGCCUCUCUGCUAUUUCUAACUGGAUGGCUGCCCACUUCCUUAAACUAAACUUGACCAAAACUGAAAUUCUGGUCUUUCCUCCCUCAAGUGUUGUUACUCCUGUGUCUCCCUCCCUCCAAGUCAACGGUGCUACCAUCAGCUCCACCACGCAGGCUCGCUGCCUAGGUGUUCUCUUUGACUCCGACCUCUCCUUCAAGCCUCAUGUUCAAUCUAUCGCCAAAUCCUGUCAUUUCCAUCUCAAAAACAUUGCGCGCAUCCGCCCCUACUUAACGCCAGAUGCGACUAAGGUGUUGGUCCAUUCCACUGUCCUUUCUCGCCUUGACUACUGUAAUCCGCUUCUCAGUGGUCUUACGUGCUCUCAACUUGCGCCGUUACAGUCCAUAAUGAAUGCGGCGGCGAGGCUCAUCUUCCUGUCCGCCCGCACCUCCCAUGCCUCACCCUUCUGUCAGUCCCUACAUUGGCUUCCUAUAAAAUAUAGAGCUCAAUUUAAAAUUCUGGUUCUUGCUUUCAAAUCUCUACAUAAUGCUGCUCCCACCUAUUUAUCCUCCCUUAUACACAAGUAUGUCCCGUCUAGGCCCUUACGAUCUGCUGAAGACUUACAUCUAUCUUCUGUCCAUACUCCCCCCUCUGAUGCUCGCCUUCAAGAUUUCUCGAGGGCUGCACCAUUCCUGUGGAACUCGCUUCCCUCCUCCGUUAGAUGCUCACCCAGUCUCCACUUCUUCAUAAAAGCGUAUCAAUGAAACUGUUAAUAGCUCCCGACUGAUUCCUCUUCUGCAACUGUCACUAGUCUAAUACAAUCCUUACCUUUUUGUGUCAUUUUACCCCACUCUCUCUAGCAUGUAAGCUCAUUGAGCAGGGCCCUCAACCCCUCUGUUCCUGUGUGUCCAACUUGUCUGGUUACAACUACAUGUCUGUUCGUCCACCCAUUGUAAAGCACUGCGGAAUUUGAUGGCGCUGUAUAAAUAUCAUAAUAAUAAUAAUAAUAAUGACAUGAUUAGUUUUGAUCAAAAAAAGAAGAUUGAAGAAAAGAUCGUCAAUAAAGACUUCACAGUCCUUGUGCUGUUGUUGCUUCCUAAGCCAGUUUGGAACUUUUGUAGAGGGUGACGCAACAGAUGAUAGGCGAUAUUUACCUGCUUUGUGCUUUACCAUUCAAUGCCCUCGCUGAGUAUUCAUGUGCCACCACUUUGUGGCUGAGCUUUUGUUGCGUUUACACACUUUCACUAAACAAUAAUAGCACUUACAGUUAACCAGGGUAGAAUUAGUAAGGCCGACAUUUUACAAACUGAUGAUACUCUUCGGUACUACCCAUUGUACUGGCAAUGUCUGUGGAGAUUGACUUGCUAUGUGCUUAAUUUAAUGCACCUGUUAACUAUCGUUCACUUGCUAAGGCCAAUCACAUAGUGAAACAGAGAUGUUCAGUGGGUUAGCCAUUUUUACGGGCAUUUUAUGGUUGCUGUGGUGACAACUUACAUAGCACAUAUUCCUGCUAUAGUGCAUAUUUCAAUAUAAUACAUACACUUAAAUGUAUCUAUGGCUAAUGGUUUAUGUUGUAAAAGUAGAUAUUUGUGAGUCUGAUUAUCACCAUUUGUUUACAUAGAGGCUCCUGAGUUUCCAGAAAUCAAACUGCCUACAGCGGGAUUACCUGUGAAUGAAAAAGCUGAGGUAAAGCUCUUGUCCUCAUCAAAAUAUCUACCUUCACUCUUCCUUCAAAUGUGUUUACUCGUGUGGCCAAAGAGCAAGGAAAUUGUCUGGUUAUCACUAAAUAACAAAUGUUGAAAUUUUGUGCCUCAUUUUUUUCUAAUGUUUCUAUUUAUUCGUUUAUUAAAUUAUUUAUUCAAUAUUUUAUUGUAUUUUUAAACAUUAAUGAUUUAGUUUGAUAAGUAAAAAUAAAAGUUCCUUUAUGAUUAACGUAUAAUUAAGUGUUCAAAAAUUUUAAAUAAAUGAAUUUAUAUAUUUGGUAUGUUGAGGCAAUAUCAGAUUACAGAAACUAUCUUUUUUUUAAAAUAAACAUUUUUGAAAAGGUACAUACCCAAUCACUGCCCCUUUUAAUAGUGAACACUCCAUGAUAAACUUAUUUUUUUAAGUCCUAGUGAUUGUAGUAUAAAUAAUUAAAGAUUCCACCCAUUAUUAUGUGAAAAGAUUACAGGUACCUUCGGUUAAAGUGUGAGUCCAUAUGAGUAUGUCCCUACCCCAGCACAUGUUAGACAACUAAAAUGUUGUAUGUGUUGUGUCUUAUUAUUGUUAAAUCAUUUCCAAUGGAUGCUGAAAAUUCUCCUUGUUUCAGGUUGCAACUUGUGAAAGCAAGAAUGGCUUCCCAGCUCCAAACAUUGCCUGGUAUAAGAAUGGUUUUCCUCUUCAACGUGAUCAUGACGGUAUGUUAAACUCAGUUAUAGAUUAAAUGCUGCUGCUGUAACAGCAUUUGAUUGGUGUAGCAUUUUGCCCCACAUGCACACUAGUCUCCCAAUGUGUCCCUAUGGGUAAGCUUUGGAUUGGCUGAGGUCAUUAGUCUUAAUUAUCUCAGCCAUGGAGGCAGAACUGCAUUGUGGAGUUCGGUGCAAUGAGGGCCGAAAGGCAAGUAAAUCUUACCUUUCAAACCUUCACAAUAUAUAUUUCUCACUACAGUUGUAAUCAAAGUUAUUCAGCCCCCAUUAAGAGAUUGGAGAAAUCAUUAUAAGUUGCAUUUUCAGUUGAAUUUGGGGAAACCACUUGAAACAUUUGUUGUGUUUAGCUAUUUCAAUUGUUUUGUUUGAUUUUUUCAUUGCAAUUUUGAAAAUAAACCUAAUUUUUAAUGGGGGUUAAAUAAUUUUGAUUACAACUAUAUAGUGUUUCUUUAAAGCCAAAGAGGUUGAACUGGAAGCCUAGCUGAGUUAGAUAAUUUUUCCAGUUAGCUACCUUGGGUUUAAAUUGGACACAAAAUGAAUUCACUUUGAAUUCUCUACAAGUCUUAUUUUUGUAAAUAACCCUGCUAAAAUUAGAAUUCUGCCAUUAGGGUCUUUUGCUAUCAUGUCCUUAUUCUACUAUUCUACUGACUUUCUAAUCUUAAAGAGAUAUCCUAAGCACAAAAACAAUGUUAUCUUAAUGAAGCAGUUUUGUUGUAGAGAUCUUGCCCUCUCACUGCUUAAAGGGACACUCCAGGUACCCCAGACAACUUCUGCCCAUUGGAGUGGUCUGGGUGCAAACUCCCACUACCCUUAACCCUGUAAGUGUAAUUAUUGCAGUUUUCAUAAACUGCAAUAUUUACCUUGCAGGGUUAAAGGACCACUAUAGUGCCAGGAAAACAUACUCGUUUUCCUGGCACUAUAGUGCCCUGAGGGUGCCCCCACCCUCAGGAUCCCCCUCCCAAACUUACCUUUUUCCAGCGCUGGGCGGAGAGCUCUCCUCCUCCGAUCCUCCUCUUCUCCUCCCCGUCGGCUGAAUACGCACGCGCGGCAAGAGCUGCGCGCGCAUUCAGCCGGCAUUCAUAAUGCUUUCCUAUGGACGCUGGCGUGCUCUCACUGUGAAAAUUACAGUGUCUCAUUGACAGCCGCUAGUUUCUCUGAAACUGCUAUGUUUAUGAAAAAAUGGGUUAAGCCUAGCUGGACCAGGCACCCAGACCACCUCAUUAAGCUGAAGUGGUCUGGGUGCCUAGAGUGGUCCUUUAAGUCCUCCUCUAGUGGCUGUCUACUAGACAGCCAUUAGAGGACACUUCCGUGUGCAUAGAACACAAAAAGUGUUAUAACGACGCUGAACGUCCUCACGCACAAUACAUCACAAAUAGAGAUAUGCACAUACAUACCUACACAUAAAGCUUUGCAGUUGUCAAUGUCAAUUAAUUAAUUCAAUAAACUCACUGUAUUUGGAGAAGGAGUGUGCAGUUAGACUGCAGGGGCAUGAUCUAAACACAAAGACACUUUAUUAAGUUAAAGUUGUUUUGGUGUUUAGCGUAUUCCUUUAAUUAUUGCCCCCCUUAACCCUAACCCCAUUAAUAUUCUAAAAUUACAUUAUUUUCUGCUCAUACAUUUUUUUUUUUUUUUGCCCAAUAUCAAAAUGAAUUAUUGUCUUCAUUGAAAAUUCUCUUCUCUUCGACAGGUGUGGAAGUGUCAUAUCAGCAUACUCAAGAGUCCAGCGGUCUUUUCACAGUAAUGAGCAUUCUCAAUAUGCAAGUUGUUCAGUCUGAUAACGACGCUGUGCUUUACUGUGAGGUCUCGUACCAUGUUCCAGGAGGUGACUUUAUGAUGGAGUCGAAAAAAGAAAACCUCACAGUGUAUUGUAAGCACCAGCAAUGGUUUUUUUGUGAAUCACUGUAAAAAGUAAUCCUGACCUUAUUACACGUCUGAAACUGUAGAUUUUCAAUGCUGAUUGUUCUGAUCUUAUAUAGUCAUUGCGUGUAAUUGUGAUUGUCUGUAUUUGUCAUGUCUUACAUGUCUUGUCUUUAUGUGGAGUUUCUGACAUCAAUUUCCCUUUAGACCCCAAUACUAAAGUAACGUUAUAUAAGGAGAAACCAUCAGGAUCAGUGAAGGAAGGAGAUACUGUGGAACUGAGAUGUGUAGGUGAUGGAAACCCACAACCGGAAAUAACCAUCUCCAAGGUAAGUUCUUGGGGUGCUUUUACAGGCAUAUCAUUUUGUCCCACAAGUAUCACAGUAUCCUAUCAAUUGAUAUGUUUACCACUUCAUAAUAUUAAUGACAUAUUAUUCACAUUUCCUCUCCUUAAAAUGGAAAAAUCUCUUAUGAGUUAUUUUCUUUGAAGUGAUUAUGGUGGUUGUUGAACGCCGGCGAUGUCCCUCAGCUCACUGUUUAACAAGUUACUUCCAACAAUCUCAGCCUAUCACUGCGACCUGCUGCUAAUAAGGAUUGGUAUAGUUGUAUGACCAAAGGGUUGGUGUGCUAAAUUGAGAGUGGUCAUGUGAAGCUCUCAGACCAUCACUUGCACCCAAUGCGUUUUAGGUUAACAUGGACAUGUUAGCCAGAGAUAGAAGCUGUAAGGAGGUGCCAUUGGUGGCCGAGGACUCUAGUUCACCAUUGAACUGUAAGUAAAUGUUUUAACAGUGAAGCGGACAUUGUUGCCUGUGCACGCCUCUCCUACUAUUAUAACCACUUCACAGAGAUUAAAGGGAUUAUAUAGUGUAAGGGAUACAAAGUUGUAUUUCUUACACUAUAGUUCCCUCUGCUCCCCACCCCCUUCUAACACUCACCUGAUUCCAGCGGCAAUGUCCCUGGGUUGGCACUCUUUCUCCACUGACGUCCUCCGAUGGGGAUGACUAACACGUAUGCAAGUGCAUUAGCCCUCGCCAUAGGAAAGAUUGCUUCAAUACUUUCCUAUGGGGAUUUAACAAACGCUGGAUGUCCUCUUGAAGGGCAUCAGUUAUGCGGCCAAAAGUCGCUUAACCACCAGGAAGUGCUUCUAGUAGCCACUGCAGGCAGUCUUUCUGAAAAACCGCAAUGAUUUACGUUGCAUAACUAAGGGGGACAGGGACAGUGCACUCAGACCACUUUAAUGAGCUGAAAUAGUCUGGGUGACUAAAGUGUGCCUUUAAGAUAAUAUGAUGCCUGGAGUGAUGCUUUGUUUCUUUAAAAUAUGUAUGAAAGAGUUAGCUACCACCAUUACAAUAUAAUUAUAUCCAAGCACAACCACAAGCAGAGCAGAAACAUCUCUCACUGACAGGCGCAAAGAGCAGAGCUCAUAACAGUGAUUGACAAGGAGCCAACAUGUAAGCACUCAUAUAUAGAACAAAAUAUAUUUAAACAUUGAGAAUAGUAAACGUCAUAUUACAAAUCCUGAGAGCUGACAGUUCACCUUUAUGAAAUCUCUUACUAUGUUGCUAAUUUACCAACCCAAAGUUCAUUUAACAAACCUUCCGAAAUACUAUCUCAUUCUAUUUCUGGUCUAAUACUAUUUGAACAUGUUUUUUAUGCAGAAUCAAAGGAGUUACCAUCCUCAGACUGCUCAGUGUUUGCAAGUUAAAUUAACAAAGCAAAUUUUGCUAUUCUAUCUCACUGUUAAAAUACACCUACCAUUAAAAUUAUAGACUGAUCAUUUCUUUGUCAGUGGGCAAACGUUCAAAAUCAGCAGGGGAUAAAAUACUUUUUCCCCUCACUGUAUAAUUUACACACCUGCAAAUUUUGCUGUACACUUUAAAUACGGGGAUAUUAAUUUUUGUCUUGUCCUUUUUUGCCUCUGCUUUAUACCAUGGCCUCUUUUGCAAUUAACCGCGUGUAUCUAAUUGCCAUUUUAAGGAACACUCCAAGCACCAUAACCACUACCCCUGGCGCCAUCCCACAAUAAAAUGCCAAGCUUAUAACACGGUUUUACAACUUAUCUGGUUCUGGCUCCCAUACUACCUCUACCACAUCCAGUCUUCUCCAUCAGCAGAAGCUAAAUGUCUCUGUAGAGCCAGGAACUGAUUUAUAUGACAUGUGCCCAUAGGCAUUUUAAAGCAUCCUCUGCUUCUGAAGGUGCUUUCGCAGAAAUAAAGGAGUAAAAUUUCACCAUUUCAAAUUUAAGGGAGAAAAGGUAAGUAAACUCACUCUUCUGACCUUGCAGCAGAGGCCUGGUCAGCUAAAAGGUGACUAGAGCACUAUAGCCUGAGGAAUAAACUUUUGUAUGCAUAAUGCUAUCAUUUUCAUUUAAAUUUAGCAUUGGAGUACAUAGUGUGUUUAAUUAUUAAUAGUAGUUAAACUAGGUUUAAGGUAUGGGGUUUUGUUUCAAGUUUAGGCUUUGAGUACUUCAAUUUUGGAUAAGGAAAGAGUUUGUUUGGGUUUUGGGAGAGGUCAAAUGUAGGGUUAGAACAAAAAGGGGUUUUUAGAGUACAAGCCUGUGUAGUCUGUAGGCCUAUUUGCAAAGUACCUACCUAUGGUUAUAGUACCACUGCAGGAACUGAUAUACAGUGUGCACGACUCACUGCUGUGUCUACUCCUUCAGCAAGGCACUUCCUAUGUUUGAGGCUUUUAGUAGGUAAAAAUCCCUUCCCCUUUUUGUACAGCUUCACAUGCAGACACUGGGCGAGCUGGGACAGCACUAAGUUUACACCUUCUAUAACUGUUCCUGCACCUCUGAUAUCAAGCAGAGAAAGCUAACUGGACUACAGAGGACUCUGGCUGAGGGUCCUGGUACUUAUAUCCCCUCACCAGCCCACCUAAGCUCCAAAAUACAUAUUAUAAGUGCUGUAAAUAAGCACCCCAUAAGGAGAGGUGCCUAGUCAGCCUAAUGGGAAAUUCAGCCCUGUGUAGAGUAAGACGCGUUUGCCCUGUGAGUUUGAACCUGCCUGGUCCUGCUUUGUUCUGUAGAACAAUCUGCUGUCUCCUGCUUGAGAAAACUGGAUGUGAGAGAUGUAUAGUGGACACUCGGGUACGAGGUAAGUUGUCAAACCUUGGUUUGACAUCUUACAAUGGGACAGCACCAGGGCACCUCUGCUGCCAAAACCACUACAGCAGUCUACCGCGAUUACAGGACAAAAGCACUAUGACUGAGUACCUCAAGAAAUAAAAUGAAGUAAUUUGCCUUACCCUUCUAGCCCAAUUAGUAGUACAUAAAUCUAAUUGUAUUGUUGGUGUAUUUGUUUGAAAUGUAUGUGAGUUAAUGACACUGAUUAUUAAUGUGAGAAUUAAAAUUACGACUCUCCAAUACAAACAAACUGAUAAAUCAUUGACAUGAGAUAUAUAGCUGAUAGUAAACAUUACAAAACACCUGCACACAAAGCUAGUAUACCAGAGUGGGACCCUGCAAAGUGGGUCCGCUCUGGAACCAUUCUCAUCUGGGCCACAAUGAUAAUGCAUUAUUAACACUUAAAAUGGUUAAUUUCGGCCAACUUGAACGUCAUUGAUUGGCUGGUUUUGACAGUGCCGUUUUUUUUUGCCUUCAUGUGGAUCAGUUACAAAAACAGACAUGUGAUUAAACUUUAUUGCUCUUGAGUAAUUUUUCAACUUAGAUUAUUAUGUACUGUCAUCUUUACAUAGUUUCUUUGUUUCACUAAUAAUGUGGUCCUUUAAGAAAAGUAUUUAUGGGGAUAUUAAAAAACAACUAUCCUACACUUUUACUCAUCUUCACCUCAACCAUUUUUCAUGUUUCAUGUAGAUCGAGUUGUUUUCCUUUUCUUUUUGUUUAUGUCUUUCUUCCAUUUUCUUGUUUGGCAUCCAUUUUUUUCUUUCCCGUUUCAUUUAGAAAGAUACUGAUGGGUCUUCAUUGGUAGAACAGCCAUCACUGAUCCUGGAGAACGUUCAGCGUGGAGCCUCUGGUGGCUACGUAUGUACUGGAAUAGAUUAUAGUGAUGGUUAUCAUGAAGCAAGUGCUGAGAUAGAGCUCCAUGUACAUUGUGAGUCUUCCCUUUUAACGUCCUAACAUGUUUAAACUACAAGUCAUCAUUUUCUAUUUUAUUCUUUUUUUAUCUAAAAUUUUAAAUUUCUAUAAUUUACCCAUCACAAUUUAGAUUUAUUUUUUCAAUCCUUUUUGAAUUUCCCUUUUACUAGAUUUGGAUCCACCCAUAUUUUCUGAAAAGUCUCCCCUUCUGGUAAAUCUAGGAGAUCAUUUGAGUGUCUCCUGUGAAGUCAAUGGGUCAAGCAAAGCAGAGAUCGUGUGGCAGAAAGUAAGUCCUCAUUCAUGAAGUACAAACCGUGGAGAUAGUUGGUGGUUCUUCUUACUUUAAAUAUUCCCUCUUAUACAAUCUCAUUCUCUAGGUUUUUCCGUGCUUUUUGGUUCUUGUGCAUCUCUCUGAAAAAAAGCAAUGAUGAUAUUUGAUGACAUCAUAUUAGUUUAAUUAAACUAGUUUCUCAAGCUAUAUGUGAUUUCUUGUGUUAUACUUCUUACACCACAAUCUGUACUUUCUUAUGUUUCUUUUACCAAAACUCAAGGUGCGGUGUUUAACAAAAAAUGUUCACCUCUAAUUUGUGGUUUGCUUUUUUUUUGGGGGGGGGGAGGGAUUCAAAUAUUAUUUACUCUUAUUUCUGGAUCCUUGUGCCAUUCCUUCUUUUAUUUUGGCCUUUUGACUUCUACAGAAUGGAAAGGACUAUUUUCAUGGGACUUUACUGAAUCUGGAUGAAGUAGGUUAUGACAUAUCUGGAAAUUACACCUGUUUCGUACACUUAAUUGAUGUACCAGAGCUGAAUGUCACCAACAAUUUGGAAAUUGUAGUUGCAGGUAUUUAAGUAUAGGCUCUCUUGUUGAUGGAUCUAAUUAGUAUUCAUAAAUUGUUAUAAAUUACUGGAAAUAUACUUUUGCAGGAAAACCUGAUGUGUCUGUGAGCUCUAAGGUCCUGAGUGUAAAAGAGAACGAACUGGUGACUGUGACGUGCACAGCGAUUGGUUAUCCAGCAGCGGACAUCACCUGGUCAAUCAAUGGCUCAGUGGUAACAACAUAGAAAAAUUAAAAAUUAUAAAUAUCGCCCUUAUCAACUCUUAGAUGUUCACACCAAUGAAUUAGUUCUCUAAAUUCCUUUUUUACACUACUUUACCUCAUGUAUUUUAGCCCCUGUUUUUACAUUCUUAAAGGAACACUAUAGCAUUAGGAAUACAAACAUUUAUUCCUAACAGUAUAGUUUUCUGCUCAAUUCCCCCUUUUUACUUACCUUAUAUCCAGCAGGGCACCUGUCCCCAUUUCCUUGACCUCAGAUGAUCAGCCUAAAUGGUCUCAGUCCAUCCAGUGCUUCCCAAAAAUCACUGUGCUAAGCUAAUUAGAAUCUCAUCAUAGAGGUGCAUUACAUGAGUUUAUGGGUGGAAUUCAUGCAGAGCAUGGAGACAUUGAACAUAGGUCCUACAAAGAUUGCUGGUCCAGUCCAGGAAGUCCCUCUGUUGGCUGCCUGAGUGACAGUCACUAUAGGUAGCAGUGCCUAUUCUCAGAAAAUGCAGAGUGUACACUGCUAAUACUGCUAGGGCAGGCUAUAAGCCCCAGAACCACUACAUUAAGCUGCAGUGGUUUUGGUAACUAUGGUUGUUUAAUUUGCCUUUAAUCUUGAGUCUCCUGUCCUCCUUCUCUUAAAUUUAUCUUCUCUGUUUGCAGCUUUUCAGUCAUAGUGUUAUUGUAUGGUGUCCUUGUACUGUCCUCAUGCCUCUGUAAUGUUGCAGGAUGGAAAUAUUGAUGAACUUGAAGUAACCAGUGAGUUGACAUUCAGAGUAACUCAAGACCUUGUCAACACAAGCAUUAGCUGUGUGGCUACUAACUUGUAUGGCAGCAGUGAAGAAGAGAUCCAACUGGAGCAAAGUAUGUUACACAUUAAACAGUUUUUAAUCCUAUAUUAUGUUUAUUUUGUAAAUAUAUAUUUUUCUAUAUGUCUUCAACUGAGUCACAACCCCACUUGUUGCUGUGUGCCAUAAACAUUACAGACAGAAGGAUUAUUCAGUAAAAUGGAAAUUAUAGAGAGCUGAGAAGAAAAUUGUAAAUUCUAACCUAAAAUAGCCAAAUAGGAAAAAUAUUCUAAUGCUUUUAUUUUCACAGCUUGACUCUUUUGGCUUAACAAUUUGCUAUUCAUUUUCCGAUUCUCCACAUUCCUCAUUUAUUUAAAUUAACAAAUAAUUAUUUAUUAAUUAUAAAAUAUUUUACCAGGAAGGAUACAUUGAGAUUUCUCUUGUUUUCUAAUAGGUCCACUAACACUGCAUCGUUACAGUAGGGUACAGUACAAUAUUAGAUAGCUCUAGUAAAUGUGAGUGAUAUUAUAUUAAAUUACCUUAACACUCACCCACUGGACAUACCAUAUUUCACUAUUAUUUCUUUUUGUUCCUUUUGUUUUUGAGGUCUGCUGUAUAUACUACUUUGAAUACAAUUUGUGUACGUUUAUAAUUUUUAUACUUUACUAUUUGGGGCGCGGUUUCCUUCCACCCUUUUCUAUACAAUAUAAUAAUAAAAAUACAAAAUAAUAUUAAUACAUAACACAUAUAAAUUGAACACAAAAUGGGUAAGAAGUAUAAUCAACCAACGUGCAUUCUGUUAUGAGAUAUGUUAAGAGGGACCUCUUAAAGGAUUUUAGACUUGAGGAAAAUUUGAAAGUGUCUGGGAGGUUAUUCCAUAAUUGCUCUAUAGGAAAAUAAGUAUUGAGCAGCUUUAUUUUUGGCUUAAUAAAGUGCUGGUACAGAAUCGGAGGUUAUAGGAGAUAGAAACAGUCAGGAGAACAUCCUGCUCAGCUGGGAUGGGAGCUUCCUAGAAAAGCUUUUAAACACAAGGCUGGAAAGAUGAAGAUGAAGUCUGGAUUCCUGCGAUAGCCAGAAUAACCCCUAAAGUUGAAAAUGGCAGUCCUUAUAUAGUAUGGAGAUUCGCAGGCAUAAUGUGACAAAGCACUGUCCAGCCUUGCAUGAGAGUAAUAGGCAGAGAGAGCUGGGCUAGCUUGUCCCCAACACUGUCCGCUUAUCAUUGCUGUGCAGUAUGGAAAGUAUCACUUUUUUUUUUUAUUAUUUAUUUUUGUAGUGCUCAGUUAAGUUAACAAGCUUGUAACGACAUUUAGUAAGAAAAGCAGAAUACAAUGAGGUUAUUAGCAGGAUUAUCAACAAAGUCAGAAAUGCAGCUCUUUUUUUGUUUAUAGUAUGAGAGACAUUGGGUCAACUGUACAUUGCAUAGGAGUGCUGGUGAGUGAAAUCAUAGUAAAGUAUUUACAUAUUUACAUAUCCAAAUCAACUAUGUUGACGAACUUAGGUAGGGUGAGUGGCCUGAAUAUGAUAGGCAAACUAGAAAUCAUCACAAGAUUUACAUGUGUAAGUGUACCCCCUAGUGUAAGCCACAAGCUUAUCUGUCACACGGGAAGGGACAAUCGGCUGAGCUGCCCUAUAAUAGUUUUGCUGAUGAGCCAUGCCGAGGCAUGGAGGUUUGUGCUUAGUGGCAGGUGGGUGAUACUGAAGAUUGGAGUCUAGGGUGGAAGAUAUCACUUUUGAUAACAAAGAAGCAUACACUGAUCAACCACAACAUUAAAAUCAUCUGACUAAAAUUGUGUAGGUACCUUUUGUCCUGCAAAAACAGCUGUGAUACAUCGGGUCAUGGACUCCACAAGACCUCUAAAGGUGUCCUGUGAUAUCUGGCACCAAGACAUUAGCAGCAGAUCUCUUAAGUCCUACAAAUUGCGAGGGGUGGAGCCUCCAUGUGUGGUGACAUUCUGUCAUCAAACUAAUAUGGCGACCAGGGAUCAUGUGACCUAGCUCAUGUAUGCCUUUCUUACAGUGGGAUAAGCUUUACCUUUUGAUAUGGUAAUUCAAUACCUUUACAAGUCAGGAAAGAGGUAACCACUUUCCCCUAUCUCCAUUCUUCUCUGUUCCUUCUUGUCUGUGCUACUGAGCAGACCCUUAAGCAGACAUGGCCUAAUUUCUAUCAUGGUGAACUGUGAGUGGGAUUUUAUAAGAUGUAGUUGUUAUUGUUAGUUAGGUUGUUGUUGCUGUUGUUGUUUUUGGUGGUAUAGUUAGUUAGAUUGUGUGUCAUUAUUUGUAUGUUGUUGUUGUUUUGUCUCUGAAUAAAUAUUUGUUAAAGUAGACGGACCAGAGUUUAUACGUGUAUGCGUACAUAAUAAUUUAUAGAGUUUGGUAAUACACCACACCAUGGAUCGGAUUUGUUAUUCCUGCACAUCCCACAGAUGCUCAAUCAGAUUGAGAUAUAUGGAAUUUGGAGGCCAAGGCAAAACCUUAUUUAUUUAUUACUGGUAUUUAUAGAGCGUCAACAGAUUCUGCAGCGCUGUACAAUUAGUGGAGAACGUACAACAUACACAUACAAAUACAAGAGGUAGAAAGAGCCCUAAAUGUAAGCUGAUAGUGCAUUGAUAGAUGGCCCGUGAGCUUACAAUCUAAAGGAUACAAUUGGGAUUUGAGACAAGAGGUUGCAGGGGAAAUUAGGAGGUGAUGGCUAAAAGAGUUAACAGAGAAGCAGCUAUUGGUAAAAUACAAAGGGAAUGAAGAGGUAAUUGAGUGAGAAUCUCAAACAGCUGGAGGAGCAGGCUAUAUAAUUAGGGGGAACCUGGAUGGGAGGGAGGAGGGUAGGGUUGGUGGGAAGUGGUGAGAAAGAAAUGCAGAGCUUUACUGAGUUUGAAGUGAGGCCUGAAGAACAGCUAUGGAGAUAGAACAGUUAUAUGAAGGUAUUUACAGCCAGGGUGAGCAUUGGGGGAGAGGAGGGGAGGGGUCGAGUAGCAAUGUGUUGAAAAGUUUAGCAACCAAAUUCUGUCACCCAAAAUAUUAAUAAAUGUGUGCAUGAAAUAUUGGUCAGAAACAUUAAAUGACAAUAAUCCAAACUGCAUGCACAGAAAAUUACAGUGGCAAACUACAGGUAUACAUGGUAACAAUUCUAUAGCAACAUGAUAAUAUGGUAGCAAUGUAAGAAUAAAUGAGGUGGAGUAUCUUCCAAGAUUCAGUCCGUACCUGAGAGUGGCAGGAUUUUGUGCAGGAUGUUAAAUGCAGAGCUUCACUGAGUUUGAGUGUGAUGUGAGGCCUGAGAGUAGUAGGACCUUGGACUUUUUGUUAUGUUCCUCAAACUACAAAUGUUGUGGCUGAUCGGUGUAGUUUUUGCAUUAUCAGAGCGGCCAAACAACAUGUAGGCUAUUAAUUCCUGUUGUUUGUCAAGCUACUUAAAAACAGUUUGGCAAAAAAAGAUAGAAUUAUUGAAAAAUGAAAUAAAAAUUUCAUGCAGACUGUGUCCGUCACAGCCAGGGGAGGUGUGGCUAAGGCUACAUAAACAGAAACAAAAGUGAUUCAACUCCUAAAUGGCAGAGAAUUGAGCAGUGAGACUGCCGGGGCAUGAUCUAUAAAUCAAAACUGCUUCAUUAAGCCAAAGUUGUUAUUAUGCCUUUAAGGCCAAAGUAGCCGAACCAGAAGCACAGCUGACUAGAAGAAUUUUACCAGUGCAGCUAUUUCAGCCUUAAAUUUAAAAUUCACUUUGAAUUCCUAACAAUCCUCACUUUAGUAAAUAACCCUGUGAGUCUAUUGAGGUUAAUAUCUACCAGCUCUUCACAUUUUCUGGUGUCUGCUCUGAGUAAUUUCUCUCCAUUCUUGCCUAAUUUGCUCCAGGUGGUUAAGGUUGGUUCGGUAGUGCUUGUCAACUGCAUUCUUUACACAAUUCCACUGGUUCUCAAUAGGACUGAGAUCAGGACGUUGCCACUAUAGGAUAUUCACAUAUUUGUUAUUGAGUUAUUGCAAAGUUGCUUUUCCGUUGUGCUUGGGAUAAUGGUCUUGCUGAAAGGUGAAAUUUCUCCCAAACUUCAGCUUUUUAGCAGAAUGAAAAUGGUCCUCUUGCAGUAUUGCUCCAUCAAUUCUUUAAUUCUCACAAGACUCCCAGACUCUACUGAUGUAAAGCAUUCUCAUAUCACAGCAUGAUGAUGCCACCACCACACAUCACUGUGUGGAGAGCGCAUCUUGACCAUGGGCAGUGUUUUGUUUGAAUUGUUGCCAAAUUCAAUUUUUUAUCUUCUUUUUGUGACUAUUCGAUCUCUAAUUGCUGUAGAAUGAUGUUUAGUUUUAAUUGACUCAACUUUCAUUAAAAUCUGCAGCCUAGCUAAUAAUCAUUAUCCAGAAAGCAACUUUAUUCCAAAGUAAAUCGCUUUUCACGUUCAUGGGUCACAUGUAGAGGUCAAUUGAUAGAUAAUAAUAUUACCGUAAGGGUAUUUCUUGCCUUUGCAUAGACGUGAAGCUUUCGGCAUAGAGAGGUUGAAUAUAUUUACAAACUACAUUUUUUUUUCUUCAAAUAUUUUUUAACACGAAACCAAUUUCACCUUAAAAUAAUCCAUAUUCAAAAAAAGAAUGGAUCAGUGGAGUGCUACAUCGACCGCCAGCAUCGUCAUACCAGUAAUAAAUACCAAACAAAAAGAAUGGCCCAGCACUCUACAAAUAAUGUUGUGUUGUUUUAUUUAGUACAUAUCACGAAGCAUACAAACAACAUUUCGGCUAACACAAAAGCCUUUUUUAAGCUUUUUGAAAAAAGUUCCUGUGCGAGUUGAAACAUCGCUGUUUGUAUGCUCCCUGCUAUGUACUAAGUAAAAUAACACAACAAAUAUUUUUGUAGGAUGCUGGACUGUUCAUCUAAAAAUAACGAUUUUUACAUUUAAAUAUUUUCAGUUCACACAAGUAUCACACAGAGCAGAAAAUCAAUAUAUAGACUGUUGUUUUCAGUGAAUAUUCAGAAAAGAGAGGGAGAGGGAAGGCGUGUGUAUGUAUAGAGAUGUAAAUGGAUAGAACAUUAAAUAAAUUUUGGAGUAAAUUACUAUUCUGUUUUUUUUUUCCAUACCCAGGUGCUGAAAUGACUGAUUCCACAGUAAUACCUGUGAUAGGUAUGUACAUGGUAAUAAUGGUAUGAAUUCUUAUAUGUUGGCAACAACUGUCUUUGUCAUGUUUCACAUCAUGGUUAUUUCCAAGUACUCUUCUUGGUUGACUCUCUGAAAACCCUGGACCGAGUACGUAGACUCUUCUUGGGCCUCUAGUUUUAUAGUUGUAAUUCUGCUUAAAAACUCAUCACAUUUAAGGUACAGCCAGGGGCAUUGUAUGACUAAUCCUUUCUACCGAUUCUCUCAAUUAUAUAAUAACAAAAAUAUAUAAUUAUGUAAUGAUUUAACAUAGAAAAAGUCAGUUUUGAUUAGCAGACAAAUAUAGAGGGAAAUGAGCCAUGAAAUACAUGCUUGGGCUAAAGCCUCUAGUCUUUUUGCCAACACCAGCAACCCCUCUGGUGACACCCCAAGAUGAAGAUAAUCUUUUUGAUAAUCUUUAUCUAUUAAAGAAUCUCCACAGAGAAUAAAGAAAUAGUCAUGAGAAAAUAAACCCCCAAGACACAGAACAGACUUGAGGUAAAAGCGUGGAAGAACCACCAAUUCUAAGAACAUACCCUCAAAAGACGGGACAAAGGGUAUGCCUCAGUGUUUGGCCGAUAAACUAAUAAUAACUAUAGCAGGUUUAGGAGACUCCCACCCCUUACACAACAACAUUGGGGAGACCUCCUUAGGUAAAAAGGAGGCAUAUUUCCAUAAGGACAAAUAAGAAAAACAGAAAUUAGGAAACAAAUAAAGAAAAGAAAGUGAGGUGAUUGGGGGAAGGAGGAGAAGGAAUGGAUCCAGGGAAGACCCAGUAGGCAAUAAUGAGUGAAGCAAACUAAAAAAAAUGUACCCUGUAGAUUGUAGCUUGAUACAAACCCCAUGCCAGCCUGAAACAUAAGAAAUAAUAAGUACAUGACAUACUUGAGCCAAAUCCUUGGGUAGAUUUAGAUAAUAUUUUUCACUCUGGGACAGCGAUCCUGCCAUACAAAUAUAAAAUGAAAAGAAAGGUCAAGGUAUUUUAACCAGAGUUUGAAAUAAAUACAAAACCCUGGGCAACACUUUAAUUUUGAUCGUGUUGACUCUUCCAAACCAGGAGAUGUACAAUGAUCUCCAGUUCUGUAGAAUGUUCCCAGAAGAUUAGGAAAAUUUGCUGUUUAGCCUGUGAAACAUUAUUUGGCAUUCAAAUGCCAAAUAUAUUUUAUUGUCCGCAAACACCACCAAAAAAAAGUCCAUGUACACAAUAUAGUCUCGCACCCUCCCCCUCGGAGAACAACUAUUAAGAAUAUCUGACUUAUCCACGUUCAAUUUAAGACUGAAUAGGGAGCCAAAUGAACAAAAUUCAUGCAGAAUGUUAGGAAGGGACUGCAUUUGUUGCUCCACAAUGAAACAACAACAAUAAGUUGUCCUCAUAUGCGGCCAUUGUGCUCAUUCAGGCCACAUUGAAGCCCUUGGAUACCACCAUUUUGCCAAAUUAAUUCAACAAAAUGACUCCAGCAAAAGAAUGAACAGAAAGGAGAAGAGGGGACAAUCUGGCCAGGUUCUGUUGACUAUCCAUACCUACAUCGGCUAAACACCAAUAAUUUAGAAACUGUCAUUUAGAGUCGUGUAUAAGGAACCAAUUUGACCAUCUGAGUGCCAAAACCUAUGUGCUGUUAAUGUAUCCCUGGUCCACUAGGUUGAACUCCGUUGCAGCGUUGGUAGCGUGGAGGAGGAAUGAUCUACCCUGUUUACAGGCAGAGUGCACAAUAUCAAAAGCUCUAGUUGUGUUGUCCUUUGCCUUUCUGCUAGGGAAAAAGCCAACUUGGUCCGAAUGGUCUAGGGAGAGGACCAGCUGACGCAAUCUCAGGGCGAUCAGUUUCGAAAGGUUUUUUUUUUUUCCUUCCAAAUUUAAAAGGUAAAUGGGAUGAAAACAAGGUCAUUGCUUUGUGUCCUUACAGUCUUUGGGAACUAUAGUGAUAAGAGCAGUCAGAGAACCUCCUGGGAAGGCACACCCUCAAUGAUGGAGCUAAAACCCUGUAGCAUGUGCUGCAAGAGAAUCUAACCAAAACUUUUGUAAUAGCACCACAGGAAACCAUCAAGAUGCCUUAUUAACCUGUAUCAACUUGAGUGCGUCUUGCAAUUCUUCCAUGGUGAGCAGAAAGUCUAGGAACUCAGUGUCUUCCUGGAAUAACGUCUAGUGACAUUAUCAUAGAUAGAAAGUGAACUAUCUCAGGGCUGAGCUGCUGGUGCUAGGACUGAGGUAGCUUUGUAUAUUAAAUUAAAGCAAUGAGUAAUAGGAAUGAAAUUCCUUUGCAAUGUAAUCUGGGUUAGCGGAUUGUUCAUUUUGUGAAUAUGACCUUGUGUUCGCUUCUUCUGGGUAAUUCUGGCUAGUAAUCUGCCACAUUUAUUACAGUGCAUGUAGAAAAAGCAAAUAGAUUUGUGGAGAGCAGGUACUUCUGAGAGAGAAGAUUAUGUAGAUUCCCAGGUAUGAAUAAGAGUUUCCAGUAGGUUGCAUCAGCAAGAGUAGACGUGUGAGAUUGUUCAGCUUUAGCUAUUUUCACAGCCAAUGUUGCCAUCAAUUUAGAGAAUUUUCUUAAAAGGUAUUUCUGAAUAAAUCGACCUCUGACAUUACAUUUGUAUUUCUCCCAAGGUGUGAGCCGGGAGAUAUUUCUCUAAUCAUUGUACUGGAAGUACUGAUUAAGGGAACCACCAAUCACUGACGCAGGCUUUGCAGACUCAGACAGUCAUGGUCCUUAUAGUCUUUUCUGUAGGUGUACUGUGGAUACAUCGCAUAAGUCUGUUCAACAACGGUUUACGGAAUGUGUUCAGCACUCGUUAGUACUUUCAUUCAUAAAAUUACAUGAAAGAUGCUACUGUACAAGCUAACAGAAGCAGCAAAACCAGAGCAAUGAGCCUAGGUGCUCAUAGUUCUAAAAAUUACCCUCUAAUGUAAAUGUACUUUUAGACAAGGUUUCAACCACAAUUUAAAUUCUAUUGUAAGAACAAAAUAUGCAGGUUGACUUACUAGAGGCCCAGGCGAUAUGUUUUUGGUGUUAGGGCAAAGUUACUCCAAAAUGCUAUUUGCUAAUUGCCAUAAUUCAUUAAAAAAAAAAAAAGGUUGAAAGCAAUUUGUUGCUAAGAUAAGGAUGCAAUUCCAUAGAUAAGUACCAUUUUAUUCUUUGCUUGAUGUGCCAUUCUACACUGUGAGACUUGCAUGCUGUAUGGGUCCCCAGUAGUCACUCCUGCAAGCUGCAUGGAGUUAUAUAUAUAUAGGAUUGAUGGAAGGGGCCCCUGUACAUAUUGCAAUCAAAACAAGGGUCUCUCGUUGCAAAAAUAUGACAAACCAUCAACAUAGCAACAGCUGUCUCACGUAUGGCUGUCACUGACUGGUGCUGGCACACCAUACUUCCUGCUUCAGCAGUUGUCAGUUUGAUUGUGAACGGGAUGAAAGUAAUUAUCGUGUAUAUCGGCAGAGAUACGCACCUGCAUUAUAACUUUUACUUCCAUCAAAAAAAGAAAAAUUUGAAAUAGAAAUUUUAAAAAUAUAGGUACAAACUACAGGUGCAGAAUAGAGAGCAAGAGUGAUGUUCAUUGGGGUUCAUUGCAUAUUGUCUGGCAAAUUAACGGAGUUUGAAAAAUUCUCAGCUAUAGUCACAGCUUGUUAUAAUAACCACAGCUGGUUAUUUUUAACAAGUUUGGUUUUCGGUUUUCAAUUUUCAAUUCCCUUGUUGUUUAGUGAAAACAUGGUUUUCAAAGCUCAGAGGAUCUGUUUGUCCAACUUCGGCAGCUAUAACAAAUAUAACUUGGCACAGGAUAUAUAGCAGUACUCUUCCGUGUUACUUUGGAGUGUUUAUUCGUAAAUAAAACCCUAAAAAGUUGCCAGACAAAUAAAAACCUCUACAGAUAUGAAAGAGAGAAACUGUGUCUCAGUAUACAAAAUAUAUUUUUUACACAUUAUUUUACUUUAACUUUUACUUUUAACUUUAUUGUCUUGUCUUUUAUUCUGUGUUUUUAUGGUUGGAUAUUAUUUAAUUACAUAUAUUAUUUUUAACAGUACCAUUUAGUAACUCAGUUGUAUAACUUCAUUGACAUUUGGGAGUUAAAUCACAUUGUGUAUGCGCCCAUAGCCACACCUCCUUGCAUGGGACUUGCACAGUAUUCCUAAACACUUCCUGUAAAGAGACAUCUAAUGUUUAUACUUCCUUUAUUACAAAUUCUGCUUAAUUUAUAAUUUCUUAUCUCCGACACUGUUAAUAGCUUGCUAGACCUGGCAGGAGCCUCCUGUAUGUGAUUAAAGUUGAAUUUACAGAGCAGGAGAUAAAAACUAGUAAAGUAAGUUAACAUGUGAUUGAAAAUUAAACCAUUGUUUACUUGAUAUAAAAACUUUUAACCCUUUUCCUUAAGGGGUUAAAGAAAGUUAACAUGUGAUUGAAUAUUAGACCAUUUUUCCAUGCAGGCUGUGUCAGUUACAACCAGGGGAGGUGUGGUUAGGGCUGCAUAAACAGAAACAAAAGUGAUUUAACUCCUAAAUGGCAGAAAAUUGAGCACUGAGGCUUCAGGGGCAUGAUCUAUACACCAAAACUGAUUAGUUAAACUUAAGUUGAUGAAAACAAGAGGGAAUCUGAGAAUAUAGUAUUAAUCUAGUAUCUGAAUAAGGGAAAGGGAGCUAUUGCUAUGCUGCUGAUAUAUAGAAGGUACAUGUAAGUUUCUAUGCUGCACUAAGUGGGUUAUUCACUAAGUACCAAAUUCAGUCCGAAUGGGGAAAAUUGGCUUUAAAAAAAAAAGGUAACUGAAUUAGCAACUCUCAUAUUUAUUAAUUGCACAUUUGACUUGAUUCUACUUAAAGGCAAAAUCGAAAAUAAAAUAAAUUCACCUAAAUCUAUUUAAAUAAGAAAUAUCUAUUUACUGAUAGGGCAAGAAGGCAGCUUCAAAUAGUUAAAAUCGUCUGCAGUGCCAGGGUUAAGUGUGUGACAGCUUUAAAAAUAAAUAAAUGAUAAAAGCGUAUGGGGACCCCUACAUAACUGUUGGGGAAAUUUAAACCCCCCCUCCCAGCCAUGACUUUUAGUUGAGCUAUUUUCUUAUAGCUCAACCGUUAAUAUUCCACCCCCUGAGCAGUUGGAUGAAGUAUAUAUAUCAUAGGAAAUAUGGGUCACGGGUUAUUGGUCAUCCUUAUUCUUUCCCACUUCCCAGAAUAACUGUUUGGCAGCUAUGGAUGCUAAGCCACUAACCCAUCCCAUAAGCAGUAGGAUGGGGCUUGAAAAAAUACUCUGAGAUAUCCUGUGCUGCCCCGCCCUCAUAUUGGGUGGGGGCACAUUAAAUAGUCCGGAGAGUAGACAUGCCAUCAUUUACCCAAUACACAAGAUCUAGCGCACUCACUCAUCCACUAAACAGCAACUUCAAAGCUCACAUAUUUAAUAGUUUGCCAUCAUUUACCCUCCUUGCAUCUUGGGCAGCAGUUGGAGGCUAAGUAAUAAUAGGAGAUGGAUAAACCAAUUGCCCAGCCAUGGAGGGGUGGAGAACUGACAUAUUCACCACACUAGGAAAGCCCCCACCUACUGCUAAUGCAAAGGCUUGACCACCCUGUCCCACCUCCCACCCCCCCCACCAGUCUAGUCAAUGUGCUUCCAUCUGAUGCCAAAGAUAGGGACAUGUGGGGACCAGUAGCAUUCUCUGACACUCCAAGAUGGAAUGAGGCCUGUAGUGACUUAGGCCUUGAUUUAAUAAGUUUUCCAAAUAAUUCAAGACUGUUAAAAAAAAACUUUGCAAAUAAUUUAGCUACAGAAGUUACUAUUAAAAUAUAUAGAAAUGUCGGUAGAUUACUAAUUUGGAAAGUUUUUCUAAUAGUAUUGAGUAAUUUGGAAAGCUUAUUAAAUCAAUGCCUUAGUUAACCAUAGCUGCCCAACUACUCCCCCUAAUUAAGGGAUUAAGGUAGGAUUGGGGAGAGGUUUUCCUUAUUCCAAUUUGAAUAAUAACCCAUACCAUACCAAGUGGGGAUUAAAGACAGAUGUGACCCCCAUAGGCUUUUAUCUUUUUUGGGUUUUUUCAAAUUUUUUGUUGUCGGCUGGCUAGAGAGAGCUGGCUAGUCUCUACGUACUUAACCUUUGUACAGUCAAGGAUUCAUAAGAUAUAUGCCCACAGACUUUUAGUGCUGCCAGUGAGCAAACUGAUUUUAACAAUCUGAUCCUGAAUUUAAACCAGUCUGAAUGCCCCCUGAACUGAGCUGGUGUAUUUUUAGUAAUGCAAAUUGGGGUCUUUUGGACAUUGGUCAAUACACCACUAGAGGUGUCUUGGCUGAAUAUAGAGAUGAUCAUCUGUACAAUUUGUUUUUUCUUGUCUUUUGUUUUUUAAAUUUAUUUAUUCUUUGUUUUCAAUGUUGGAUAUUAUUUGAUACUACUACUAAUAAUUUUUUUUAUUUUUUUUAUUUUUUUUAAAACACACAGACCUUGUUACCACAGCAGUACCAGAUAGCGACUCAGGUGUGUUCCCUUAUUGACUACAUGGCACCUUAUUUUGAAAAAGUGUCAAAUAAGUUAUGUAUGAAAUGGAAAGAGGGAAACAGCCUAUUUCCACCUUUUCUACAUUUCUUUCUCUGUUGUUCUUUUAAACAUACACUGUUCAGCCACAACAUUAAAACCACCUGCCUAAUAUCAUGUAGGUCCUAAUAGUGUUGCCAAAACAGUUUUGAUGCAUCAAGGCAUGGACUCAACAAAACCUCUGAAGGUGUGCACCAAGUAUCUGGCACCAAGACAUUAGCAGCAGAUCCUUUAAGUCCUGCAGGUUUCAAGGUGGAUCAGAUUAGUUGCUCUAGCACAUCACAGAGAUGCUCAAUCAAAUUUAGGCAACACCUUGAACUGUAGCAAAGCGCUAAUCCUGACAAGGACCAUACCUCCGCUGGAUCUGUGAAGACAGGAACUUUGGAACGACACAAAGUUCUGGGAGUACAACUGAUUUAUUCAGCACAAACUCAACCUUUUAUGCACAGAACCCCAGCAUGUGCAUCCACUCAAAAUAUACACAAACCCCUCCCAGGUGUCCCUGUGUCUGUGAGAUAAUUAAGUCUAAACUGAGUAACUCCAUUAUCUCUCAGAUACAGGGAAAUACAUGAAACAUACAUAAAACACCCCAAAAACAUAGUCAUAUUUUACAGGAACCCCACAAGUCUAAUAUCCGAAUAGCCCAGAUCUGAGCGCCCAAGCUGUUCAAAUAUCGUUCAGAUCUGUUCGGUAGAACGGAAUCGCCAUUCGGGUAAAGUUCUUACUGGCCGACCACGAGGUGAUAGUCCAAAACAGUUCCAGGGAAUUGAGGCAGGGCCGUCUUUAAAGGGGGGCAAACAGGGGUGACAGCCCCGGUGGCCAGUUAUUCCUGGGGGACUCAAGGUUGCUGCCCUGUGUGCCCCCUGCCGGCAUCCAAACCCUGUGGGCUGCGGCACCUGAUGUAAUCAGGGGCUCCCAGCCCUUUAACAAUGCUCCGGACCGGGACCUUUUCAUGUUGCCUGCUGGGAGGAAGUGAGGUGAGAUCACUUCCUCCCAAGUAACAGAGUGCCACUGGUGAGGUGGAGGAGGCAUACACAAGAUGAGAAGAGGGACUAAGGUAGUCAGACUCCCAUCAGACUUGGCCAUCCAGCUCCGACUGGACCUCAGGGAGGGUGGCUAAAAUAGGAUGUAAUUUGAUAUGUGUGUGUGUACCUGGGUCUGAGUCAGUGUAUCUGGCUAUAUCUGUGUGUGUCUGACUAUGUGUAUGUGUACCUGACUGUGUGUGUGUGAAUCUGGCUGUGUGUGUGUGUGUGUGUGUAUAUGGCUGUGAGUAUGUCAGUGUGUGUGUGUGUGUGUGUGUGUAACUGGCUGUGUAUGUAUCUGGCUGUGGUGUGUGUAUGUGUCAGUGUGUACCUGGCUUUUUUUGUGUAUCUGGCUGUGUAUCUAGCUAUGUGUGUAUCUGGCUGUGUGCCAUUGUGUGUAUCUGGCUAUAUGUAUCUGUGUGUAUCUCUGUGUGUAUGUGUAUCUAUGUGAAUGGGGGGCAGGAUUCAGCGGGUCCGAGCAAAUGCUUGCCCAGGAUCCAAUCGAUAUUAAAGACGGCCCUGAAUUGAGGGAAACAGCUACUGUCUACUUUCAGGGGUUCCUGUGCGAACACCGACGAACGCUCACCCUGGCUUUUAGGGAGCGAAUGCUCCCCCCAGUCAGUAGUUUUUAUCUCCCGAACGUCGUUCAUCUAGCUGGUCAGGAAGUGGGACAGGCAGCGGUACAAUCUUUGCCCAGGUUCGUGGACUAGUGUGGCCAAAAAUAGUUCCAGGUGUUCGACGACCAUGUACCACUUACCUGUGUUCAGGAGACAAAAUGACUGCCAUUCACUGGAGCACAUGCGUUUGGUUAUAUGAAUGACGGCCACCCAGGAAAAGCAGUCGAGUUAAUUACUUAAUUGCGGUUAACAGCCAGGGAUGGUUGGUGUUCAGGGAGGUAUAAAAAGGGGAACCACACACCAUCCAUUUGGGAGACGAACAAGGGGGUAUGGACAACCAAACAAAAAGGAAAGGAGUCUGCUACAUGAACUCUUAGUCAUGUUCCUCAAACCAUUCCUUAACAUUUAUUGCAGUGUGGUAAGGUACAUUAUCCUGCCAUCAAGGAACACCAAUGCUAUGAAGGGAUGUACUUGGUCUGCAACAAUCUCUAGGUAGGUGGUACGUGUCAAAGUAACAUUCACAUGAAUGUCACAACCCAAGGUUUCCAAGCAGAACAUUGCCCAGAGCAUGACACUGCCUUCGUUGGCCUGCCUUCUUUCCAUAGUGCAUUAUCUUGCCAUCUCUUCCCCAGAUAAACUAUGCACAUGGUCAUCCACCAGAUCUAAAAGAAAAUGUGAUUCAUCAGACCAGGCAACCUUCUUCCAUUGCUCCAAGGUUCAGUUCUGACGCUCACUUCCCCAUUGAAGGCACUUUUGACAGUGGACAGAAGUGACAGAAGUCAUCAUUGCAUGUGAGGCUACGCAGCCUCACAUGCAACAAAUUGUGAUGCACUGUGUGUCCUGACACUUUUCAUGGUCAGCAUUAAGUUUUUCAGCAAUUUGAGUUACAGUAGUUCUUCUGUGUGAUCCGACCAGACAUUCUAGUCUUCCCUCCCCACAGGCAUAAGUGAGUUUUGUGCUGCCCUAGGCAACCCCCUCCUUACCUUUGGGAAUGCUGGGGGGGGUUCUCCCUUUCCCUGGAGUCCAGUGGCUGCUGGGCUGCUGGACGGGCGGUGCUGGCGAGGGAGCACUGAUUAGUGAGCUCUCUGCUGAGUGAUGCAGAGUGAUGCUGGGAGCCGGAUAAUGACGUCAUAUUCCGGCUCCCGGUAUCACUCUGUGGCCUUCGAGGGUGAAAAGUGCUCCCUCGCCAGCGCCGACCGCCCGACCGGCUUGUCAGUUAGCCACAAGGCUAACAAGACAUUUGCCCUGGGUAUUUGGGGGCGGCUUUUUUGCUGCCCCCUGGAAAAUGCCGCCCAAGGCAAAUGUCUUGUUUGCCUCGCGGCUAAUACGUCCCUGCCUUAAACGCCCAUGACCCUGACACCGGUUCACCGGUUGUCCUUCCUUGCGCCACUUUUAGUAGAUACCAGGAACACCCCACAAACACCCCACAAUACUUGACGUUUUGGAAAUGUUCUGACCCUGUCCUUCAGCCAUCACUAUUUGGCCCGUCACUCAUAUUUUUUCAUUUGUCCAUUUUCCCCGCUUCCAACACAUGUGAUUCAAGAACAGACUGUUCACUUGCUGCCUAAUAUAUCCCACCCCUGGACAGGUGCCAUUGUAGCAACAUAAUCAAUAUUACUCCCUUCACCUGUCACUGGUUUUAUUGUUGUAGUUGAUCAGUGUAUACAUAAAGAUAGAUAGGUAGAUAGAUAGAUGCAUGUUCUGACGACAUCAUAGACCACUAUAACAGUAAACCUAGAAAAUCAAAUGGUUUGAAGAACAAGUCCUAAACAUAUUUAUAAAGAUGAUAGGCUUGUAUGUUUUCGUGUUUUUUCCCACAUUUUUAGUGGCAGCUAGCUAGCAAGAGCUGGCCAAAGUCUACCCACUUAUACCUUGUACAGUCAACCAUGUCCCCAAAGACUUCAAACUGGCUUUAACAAUCUGAAUUCCAACCAGUCUAAAUGCCCCUGGAUUUAUUAUUUUUGGUAAUAGACUUUAGUCAAAACCCCUAAAUGUAAAUGUCUUGGUUAAACCAUUUGUAUGAUUUUUGUGUCCUUGUCUUUUUUUCUUUUUUUCUUUCAUUCAUUCUUUGUUUAUUUUAUGUUUUCAAUGUUGGAUAUUGUUUAAUACUACUAAUAAUAUUAUUUUAUUUUUUUAAACACACAGACCUUGUUCCUACAGCAGUACCAGAUAGUGUCUCAGGUGUGUUCCAUAACUGACUGCAUGGCACCUUAUUUUGCAGAGUGGCAAAUAAAUUAUGUAUGAAAUGGAAAGAGGGAAACAAAUAUAAACAGGCUAUUUCCACAUUUUCAUAAUUUGUAUGAAGAUGAUAGAUGAAUCGAUUGAUAGUGCUGCUCUGUUGACAUCAUAGAUUACUAGAACGGUAAACCAAGAAAGAUCGAGUUGAUUGCAGAACAUGUGUCAAACACAUGUAUAAAGGUGAUUUUUAUCUUUUCAUUUUUCCCCACUUUUUUGGUAGCAGGUGGCUAGCAAAAGGUUCUGCACCCCUGAUGUGAAGUUGUGUGUUCACACCUAGACACUCAUCAGGCUUGUUCUUUUUCAUUGUAAUUGAACACUUUUCUUACACUCACAUGGUUAGCACUGUUUGGGAUCACCUUUUAUAUUUUUCUUCUAUUGAGCCCUAUUCACCUUUUAUGCUCUACCUCUGGUUAUGCGUAGUUACAUUCCUACUUAGUGUGUGCUAAGGUUGUCAUGGGGAUAAGUUCUGUAAUUUGGUUAUAUGUAGGCACACCCCAUCCUAGUGUGUGCUGAGGUAGUCAUAGGGUUCCAUUCCAUUUGUUUUAAAUCUAGUAAGGCACUCUAUUUAACUGACUAUCUAAUGUGACUUCAUUUUUUAUGUACAGGCAACUAUUUGGACAUUAUACUAUGUAUACCAUUUUUGGGAAUUAUUUGUCUUAGCUACAUUUGUUUAUGUAUGUUUAGGUAUGUGUUCCCUUGGAAAACUUUUCAUAUAUUUAAGAGUGUUUUUGUUUCUCUUUAGCGCGCUUUAUCUGCCCUCUAAUAAAGAUAAUUAAUAGUUUUUAGCCUUACCUGUGUAACCAUUCAGACCUUUUCUUGCUUAUGUAUUAUUUUUUUUAAACUAUUUUCCCACAGGCUUCUAAUGCUCCCAGGGAGCAAAUGGAUUUUAACAAUCUGAUGCUGAAUUUUAAACAUCUGAAUUUCAAACAGUCCAAAUGCCCCUUGUUUGAAUUGGAUUUAUUUUGGUAAUGCAGACCAGGGGCUUUCGGACUUUGAUUACUUAACUCCCAAAUGUAAAAGAGAGAUGUCUUGGGUGAACAUACAUAAGAUCAUUUGUACAUUUUAUUUCUCCUUUGUUUAAUUUGUGUUUGUACUGAUGGAUAUUGUUUAAUUCAUUUUUUUUUAAACACACAGACCUUGUUACCACAGCAGUAGCAGUAAGUGGCUCAGGUAUGUAGCCUUAUUGACUGCAUGGCACCUUAUUUUGAAGAGUGGCAAAUAAAUUAUGUACAAAAUGGAAUAAGGGAAACAGAUAUGACCAGGUUAUUUUCACAUUUUCCUCAUUUCUGUCUCUGCCUGCUAAUUAUAUGUAUAAAGAUGUAGGAUGAACUGAUCGAUAGUGGUGCUCUGGCAACGUCAUAGGCCACUAGAAUGGUAAACCUAGAAAGAUUAGGCGGUUUAUAAAUAUAUCCAGAACUCUGAGAUAUUAUUUUUGCUUAGUUUUUAUUUAGAAAAAGUUUCACUACACAGCUACUGGAAUUCCAUAAAUCGAGUGUUCCACUGUGAUUGCUAAUUACCACAUAGACCGUGCAUAUAUACCUGUAGCAGGAUUAAUGUUUAAGAGUAUUUACUCAACAGUCCUACAAACUUCCCAGUGCCCCCUAACAAUCUAUAGCAGGGGUAUAAAAGUCAGUUUACCUGGGGGUCUUUGCCAAGUCGUAAUCUUCCUUGGGGUCUGCAGAUCCAUACUGCCAGAUAUGUGCCCAUACAUAAACAUUAAUACUCGCAGACGCACACCCAAACACACACGCAAUUUACAAUGCCCCUUUUUUAGCACCUGUAUCAUGUCUGAACUCUCAAUGAAGGCUACUUCCAUGCACUGUGUGCACCAACAGGCCUUGUUAAUGAAGUUCUGGUUACCUGUUGAAUGCUAGCCCUUUACUAAUGAUGUUGGGAGCACACAAUACAUGCAAACACUGCUCACUAGCUGGCCAACCUCCUCAACCACAGCAAAGAAGAGUUUGAUCACAGACCUGGUGCUGACCAGUUUAUCUAGAUAUGCAGGGCUCGGACAUACCUCUUUGUUCCAGGAUGGAUGAACCUGGAUCACUUUCAUGUAUUUUAGUGCGGGAAAUGGUAUCUGAAUGACUACUACGAGACCCCUGGACUGUAUAGUAAAUUGCAGGUGCCUCCUGUCUGAGCUACCCCCUUCAGGAUAUAUAUAAAUAUAGACAAAAAACAUCUAGCUGUGUAGCACCUGAAUUCCAUAACUAUAAAAUAAUUGACACACUAAAGUAAUAUAAAUAAUAUUUUAUUUGUGCUGCAUAAUUAUAUAUUUGCUAAAAUAUAGCUCUCACUGUAGGUAUUUUCCCUGUGAUAAAUUAUAUCAAAUACCAUAUGAAAUCAGGAAGGUGUUUACAAGUAUUUUGGAUACAACUUGGAAUAACUAGCAGCUGAUAUAGAACUAUUGGCUACACACUAAUCAUUAUCAGGAUCGUUCGCUGAAUUGUGCAUUGCUCGGAAUUCAAAGCGAAUUUAGGCCAAAAAUACCCAAAUUGGAAAAAGCUUUUUAAAUUCACUUUAAAUUCUCUGCUAUUAACCCUGUAUGUAUUCUCUUUAGGAAUAUUUGUCUAGUCAAAUUAAUGUUAGCAGCUGAUACAUUUUAAAGAAAAUGUUAGAUAUAGACAAUUAAAAAAAAUAGUAAACUGUGUCAUUUUGCAUAAGAAAGCCCACAUAAUAUAAUUUCUAUAUCACAAGUCAGUUUACAAAUGAUCUGAUCUCAUAAAUGCAUUGUGGUCAAAUAAAUCCUCAGUCGUAUGUUGCGACAAACACUAUAUCUGUUAUGCUAUGUCUGGCACUGUCCAUUUAUUUAAAAAAAAAAAAAAUGUCCAAGCUCACUGUAGUGGUUAUGGUGUCAGGAGUGCACUGGUGCCCCCUCCAGUGUAAGUACUGAUACAAUUUGACAGCUACCUACCAUAAGAACUGAAAACUGUCUGCGUAGAGGUAAGUCCAGUGCAAUCAGCUGGCACUCUCAACCAGUGAGCUGCUCCUGCAUGGCAGCGUUUAUCUCGGGAAGCUAAUGUAAGAUCCUAGCUAGAGCUUCUGGCUCUCAAUGGUGGAAGUGACCGGUGCCCUGCAGACACCAAUUAAGCUGACAAACCGUUAGUAAACAGUUUAACUACUUACAUUAGGGGCGCACCAGAGCAAUCCUGGCACCAUUACAACUACAGAGUGCUGCAGUGGUUAUGGUGCUUCAAGUGUUCCUAUAAGUUCUCUUUAUUGUAGAGAUAAUGCAGUUAACUCAUUGGAUUGGCCUAAAUAUAUCUGGGACUAUUUUUUACAUUGAACAAUAUAUGACUGUGCACUUAUAGGGUUAUUUAAUAACUGAAUUGUUGGGAACCCCAAGCGAAUUUCACAUUUUAGAUCAAAAUACCUAAAUUGAAAAUAUCGCAGAAUAUUUCCAUUUCACUUACCUUGAGCUGCAUUUUGAAGCACAUUUCUAACAAUUCCUAAUUUAAUUACUAAAAUAAUAUAGUUUGUGUGUUCUGUUCCCUUUGUGUAUUUAAAGUAAAAUAGACGCAACUACUUUUGGGAAUAAUGAGUAUAAUUUUCUUUAGUAGAAGCUUAAACAUUGACAUUAAAACAGGAAAACAAGGUAGAAAAAGUGAUGAAAGGAAAAAAUAUGUACAAGAGAAAAACACAUUAUCUGUGCUAGUUGGGUGUCUAUUUGGAAUGUGACCCUCAUUUGUCUGUUUGUUCUCUUUCCUCAUUAGAAGAAAACGUCAUACAAGGUCAGUGUUUUCUUAAUACUUUCAUGACACCUGCUAGUUCUCUCUAUCUACAUGACAGGCUACCCUUCAUUAAACAAGUGCUAACACUCAUGUAUGAAUAAUCCUUGCCAUUACAGGGACACCAUAAGCACCAAAACAACCUUAGCGUAAUUAAGUUGUUUUUGUGUGUAGAGCCAUGCCUCUGCAGCCUAAUUGCUCAAAUCUCUGACAUUUAGGAGUUACACCACUGUGUAUAGGUAUGACUAUGGCUACAUAAACAGUCUCCCUACACAUUUCAUGUACAGAGCCUUUAUUGAGAGUCCUUUAUUGCACAGUCUGUUUCAUUUCUUAUCUCCUGCUUUGUUUACAGUUCAAUUAACAAAGUGUGAGAUAUAAACCUCUAAAGUAAACACUUUGCUGUCAGAUCGGAUUGAAAAUAAAACAAUUGAUAUGUAGGCCCUGCACAUCACAUGCAAGGGGUGUGACUAGAGAUGCAUAAACAAAGUGAUUUAAAGGGACACUAUAAUCACCAGAACAACUAGAGCUUAUUGUAUUUGUUCUGGUGAAUAGAAUCAUUACCUUCGGGCUUUUUUUUGUAAACACUGUUUUUUUCACAGCAAAUGCCAUGUUUACAUUACAGCCUAGUGAUAACUUCACUGGCCACUCCUCAGAUGGCAACUAGAGGUACAGCCAGUGGCAUACAUACCGGGGUCACGGCUGCGACCGAGCCUGGCCCACCAGAGAGCCAAGCCGCCCUGCGACCCAGUAUGUACACCAGUGUGGCCAGCCUCUUCUCCUGGGGGGCCCAGGAGCUGGCCAUCUCAUGGCCCCCCAAGGCUGGUGUUACCAGGAUGCCGGUCCUGCGGUCGCGCGAGGGAGCAUCCUCUCCUGAGCGCUCUCUGCCCAGCUCCCUCGCGCACACUUCACUGAUGUUGGAGCCGGAAUAUGACAGAUCAAUUUUCGCACCAGGGCCCCAUGGGUUGUGUGUACACCACUGGAUGAUGGCGCUACAUAAACAAAAAAACAUUAAUAAUAAUAAUAAUAAUAGAGGUGCUUCCUGGGCCAGUGCAGCACUGCCAUCCAGUGUCUCCACCCUCUGAAUGGAGACACUUAAUUUUUCCUCAUAGAGAUGCACUGAUUCAAUGCAUCUCUAUGAGUAUAUGCUGAUUGGCAAGGGCUGGGUUUGGCUUGUGCUGGCUCUGCCCCUGAUAUACCUCAUUGACAGUCUCAGACAAUCCUAUGGGCAAGCAUUGUGAUUGGCUGAGAGAAUCACUUCUGAUGAUGUAAGCCAAGGAAACAGAUCAGGGGCAGCAGCUGCAGACUUGAAUACAAGCAAGAUUUUACUAUAUUUAGGGAGGCCAGAUGCUGGUUUUAACACUACAGGAUCAGGAAUACAUGUUUGUGUUAUUGACCCUCUAGUGUUCCUUUAACUCCUAAAUGACAGAGAAUUAAGCAGUUAUUAUCAUUAUGCUAAAUUUAUUUUGGUAUCCCUUUAAAGUGAUGCACUCAUUGUGAGAUAUAUAUAUACAGGGUUGUCCACUAAAGUGAAUUCAUAUAGAAUUUUACAUUUAAGAUGAAAGUAGUUAAAAUGGAAGCAUAGCAAACAAAUAUUUUUUCAUAACUCAGCUAUUUGGCCUUACAGUGAGGGAAAAAAGUAUUUGAUCCCCCACUUAUUUUGAACAUUUGCCCACGGACAAAGAAAUGAUCAGUCUAUAAUUUUAAUGGUAGGUGUAUUUUAACAGUGAGAGACAGAAUAACAAAAAAAAUCCAGAAAAACACAUGUCAAAAAAGUUAUAAAUUGAUUUGCAUGUCAAUGAGUGAAAUAAGUAUUUGACACCUUCGACUUGGCAAAACCCUUGUUGGCAAUCACAGAGGUCAGGCGUUUCUUGUAGUUGGCCACUAGGUUUGCGCACAACUCAGGAGGGCUUUUGUCCCACUCCUCUUUGCAGAUCCUCUCCAAAUCGUUAAGGUUUCGAGGCUGACGUUUGGCAACUCGAGCAUUCAGCUCCCUCCACAGGUUUUCUAUGGGAUUAAGGUCUGGAGACUGGCUAGGCCACUCCAGAACCUUAAUGUGCUUCUUCUUGAGCCACUCCUUUGUUUUGGGUCAUUGUCAUGCUGGAAUAUCCAUCCACAACCCAUUUUCAAUGCCCUGACUGAGUAAAAGAGGUACUCACCCAAGAUUUGACGGUACAUCCAUCUUCCCUUUGAUGUGGUGCAAUUGUCCUGUCCCCUUAGCAGAAAAGCACCCGCAAAGCAUAAUGUUUACACCUCCAUGUUUGAUGGUGGGGGUGGUGUUCUUGGGGUCAUAGGCAGCAUUCCUCCUCCUUUAAACACAGUGGGUUGAGGUGAUGCCAAAGAGCUUGAUUUUGGUCUCAUCUGACCACAACACUUUCACCCAGUUCUCCUCUGAAUCAUUCAGAUGUUCAUUGGCAGAUUUAAGACGGGCCUGUACAUGUGCUUUCUUGAGCAGGGGGACCUUGUGGGCGCUGCAAGAUUUCAGUCCUUCAUGGCGUAGUGUGUUACCAAUUGUUUUCUGUGUGACUAUGGUCCCAGCUGCCUUGAGAUCAUUAACAAGAUCCUCCAGUGUAGUUCUGGCCUGAUUUCUUACCAUUCUCAGGAUCAUUGAAACUCCAUGAGGUGAGAUCUUGCAUGGAGCACCAGACCAAGGGAGGCUGACAGUUAUUUUGUGUUUCUUCCAUUUAUGAAUAAUCGCACCAACUUUUGUCACCUUCUCACCAAGCUGCUUGGCGAUGGUCUUGUAGCCCAUUCCAGCCUUGUGUAUGUCUACAAUCUUGUCCCUAGCAUCCUUGGACAGCUCUUUGGUCUUGGCCAUGGUGGAGAGUUUGGAAUCUGAUUGAUUGCUUGCUCCCUUUAAGAGAGUGCUCCUAAUCUCAGCUCGUUACCUGUAUAAAAGACACCUGGGAGCCAGAAAUCUUGCUGAUUGAUAGGGGAUCAAAUACUUAUUUCACUCAUUGACAUGCAAAUCAAUUCAUAACUUUUUUGACAUGCGUUUUUCUGGAUUUUGUUGUUGUUAUUAUUAUUGUGUCUCUCACUGUUAAAAUUAUAGACUGAUUAUUUCCUUGUCAGUGGGCAAAAGUUCAAAAUCAGCAGGGGAUCAAAUACUUUUUCCCCUGACUGCACAUUUGAAAUUAUCUUUGAAUUCUCAUUUUAAUGAAUAACCUUGAUAUUGUUAACGAAGAUAUGCUGUAGUGGUCUUAAGGGACACUCCAGGCACCCAGACCACUUCUGCCCAUUGGAGUGGUCUGGGUGCCAACUCCCACUACCCUUAACCCUGCAAGUGUAAUUAUUGCAGUUUUCAUAAACUGCAAUAUUUACCUUGCAGGGUUAAGUCCUCCUUUAGUGGCUGUCUACUAGACAGCCACUAGAGGGCACUUCCGUGAUUAUAGUACGUGAAAAGUGUGCUAUAGCGUCGCUGGACGUCCUCACGCUAUGUGUGGACCUCUAGCGUAGCUGAAAUUCCCAUAGGAAAGCAUUAAAAGCAUUUUUCAAUGCUUUCUUAUGGGGAGGUCAAAUGCGCAAUGUGCAAUAGGUCUCCCUUACCAGUUGACGUCGGCGGAGGCAGACCCUGACCCAGCACCGAGGGACAUCGCCGCUGGAAACAGGUAAGUCACUGAAGGGGUUUUAACCCCUUCAGCAACUUGGGAUGGGGGGGUGGAAGGGAGAGGAGACCUGCAGUGGAGAGUCCCUUUAAUACUAAGCAUGAAAACGCUAACAAACACCUUGUAAUAUGACACACUAAUGGAACUGAAAGAUUAAUCACAUAUACUAAUCGUAUUGUGAAUUUACAUUGACAUUACUCAUUAAAGUUUUAUAUAAUGUACCUAUCUAUCAAUAGGGGUAAAUGUUAUUUUCUGUGUUACCUGAUGCAUUCUGAUGUGGCUGAAAAAAAUAUUUCAGUAGUGGUGACGCAUAUUCUGUCCUGCAGAAACCACACGUGCCGGCAGUCAUGGUGUGAUCAUCGUCGUCGUCAUCGUGUGUAUCCUUUUGCUGGCAAUCCUUGGAGCAGUGUUAUACUUCCUGUAUAAAAAGGGGCGCAUUUCAUGUGGGCGCUCUGGGAAACAGGACAUGUGAGUCUGAACAAGGAAUAGUAAAUGUGUACCCUAAAACUUACAGUGCUUUUACCAUAUGGGUUUUGUGACUUCUGCUCUAUUCUUACAAUACAGUUGAUUUCCUAACAACUUCAAUUUUUGUUUUCUUUACUACAUGAUUCUACUUAAAUCUCCUCCUUUUAUAGCUUUAAUCCCCCAUAUUUGCGCAAUCUAGUGAAGUAAAAUCUGAAUGGCUUUUCUUAUAAAGGUGAACGAAAUAAGCCAACAAUUUGUAUAUUAAACAAAGAGCUUACAUUGUAUAAAAUCUGGCAUUUUGUACUACUCUCUUACUUUACAGUUAUUGGCUGUAAAAAUAUUCACUAAUUUUAUUUAACUUCUAACAUAACAUUUUUCAUCAUUUGCUUUUUUCUCUCAGUACAAAGCCAGGUGAGAAGGAACAUAUUGUUGUCGAAAUGAAACCGGAUUCACCAGCUGAAGAAUCGGUGCUUCUUCCUGGAUCACAAGAAAAGAAGCCUCCAGGGGACCAGGUGAGAAGCAUACAAGUCAAAUCCAUUCAGAUACCUGAAAAGUGUAUUCCCAGUGAUGUUUCACAAAAAUGUUAUUCACGAAAAUCUGUUAUAGGCAGGUGAAAUACAUAUCCUUUAAUGCUACCCCAGCCGUAUGUGACAUGAACAGUGUGGCGAAACCGGCCUCGCCACGUGUCCUUGGAGGGGGCUGCUUGCCCGCCUCUUGCCUUUGGACUAUGGACCAGACUUUAUGUGAAUGUGUUAUACCCCAGAUAGGAAUCCCAUGGAGCCCAUUCGUAUGAAACUGACUGCAAAGACUUUGGCUCCAUGGCGAUUAAACUGUAUUCGUGUGGUCUGAGCGCCAUUCACUUAAUAAUGUGCGCUCAGACCUGAGCUAUCUGGGGAUAUGUGAAAUGUCUGUGUGUUAUGUGUAAAAUGUGACUUUAUGUAUUUUAAAGUGUUUUGUGUCUUUUGCAACCAUGUGCUUAAUGGAGUCUUGUGUCUGUCCUGGGAGAUAAUUGAAUUACUUAUCUCCAGGAUAGAAGACUGAAACUGGUUUGGGCCAGAAAGCCAUGCUUCAUUUAGUCACAAAGGACUUUUUACUAACUUUUGAACCCCUUGUCUGAUUUGUGCCAUUUUUGAAUAUGUUGUUCCCCUGAAUGGAUUGAUUGUGAAUAUGUAAUUUUAUGUGAAUGUGAUGUAUGGUUUUGGAGUUAUGAAAGUUGGGUAGAAAGUAUAUUUUAACUGUAUGUAUAAUUGAGUUUCCUCUCAGGAUAAGGGGAGGGAAUAUGUGGGAUGUAACUGAUAUGUGAUUGGUUGUUUUGUAACGCCCUGUGGGCUGUACUAUGUUUGUGAUUGGGAAUAAAAGAGACUGUAUGUGACAGUACAGGGAGUUCCUGUUUAACCCUCAAAGUGAAGUGUCGUCUCAUUAUUGGGGGAAGGAUUUAUUGUAUGCUGUUCCAGUUUGACUGCUAGGAGAGUAAACCUAUUCGUAUGGUUCCUAUUCAACUGUCUACAGCAUUCAUAUGCUUGAGAGGAUUCAUAUGCUUCUCCGGUUCGGUGGUUGUGGUGUCUGCUGCAGUGCUUGGAGUCCUCAGGAAGCGCUAGGAGCAUCCUUCAACGGAGGUACCCAGUCGGGGGUGCCAGGCGAUCCGUUACAUUGGUGGCAGCGGUGGGAUGGCGUCCUAGUGCGAGGUAAAGCAGCUCAGAGACACAGUCGUUUGGAUUUACAAAUUGAAGGCGACGCUAGUGUUUAUACAGCGUCCCUGUCUACAUAAAGAUUUGGGAAAAUGGGGUUUGUGGAUCCUUGGGCACCUCGCACACCUGAGGAAGAGGGUGAAUUGGACUGGAGAGAUAUUGCCCGGCAAGAACUAUGGUACAAUGCCCUGGAGGAAGUCCAGUAUCAACGGCAGCAGCGCCUUCCUGGUGUCGCAUACCGGUUGGAGGAACAAAUGGCCUGGCGGAUGCCGCUUCUGGGAGACCAACCCGGAGGGCAGCAGGUCAGACAACUUGAGUACCUUGUGGAAAGGGAACUGAGCCUUGACGCCUCAUACCGGGCACUGUGGUGGUGCACUGUCCAGCCAGAGACAUGGAGGGCAGAGGGCAUCCAGCCGGAGGGGGAGAACUACACUAGCCCUGGCCUGUUGUGGAAGGCCUUAGCAGAAGACGUCGACUUUGGCAGUCCAGCAGAGUCACGGUACUGGGCUAUUUUUUAUUACCGGGGUGAGAUGGUACAGGGCCCGAGAUCUAUGGGACUGGGACAAGACCUCCACCGUUUGGCUGCCAUGGAACGACAGCUAGAGAUGGACUAUGUGGAACUACUAAACUCAUGUCAGCCACAGGGCAUAGACACAGAACAGGAAAACUGGCUGGGAGACCCAGACCUGCCAACCUACAGCUGGGAAAACGCAGCCGAGGUACCCCCUGCUUCACUACCAGCGGCAGAAGUAGGGGACCUCAUAGACUGGUCCUGGGAAGACCCACAGAUGGCAGGUGGAGAUGGGAUGGCGGUCUCUCUACCGGCCCUACAGGGAUGCUGGGCGGUCGGCCCAGAUCUCCAGCGGCAGUGUGUACCCCAGGGAGCAGAAGGUGCAGUCCUUCCUCCCCAGCGGCAGUGUGUACCCCAGGGAGCAGAAGGUGCAGUCCUUCCUCCCCAGCGGCAGUGUGUCCUGCAGGAAGCGGAGACAGUCGGUCUCGCUCCCCAGCAGCAGGGCAAUAUAUUAAAAGGGGAGACAGUUGGUCCCCCUCUCCAACAGCAGAGAGAGUGUCAGGGAGAGGAGCUUGUUAUCCCCUCUCCCCAGCGGCUGAAAGUAUGUAUGGGAGAGGAGCUUGUUACCCCCCCUCCCCAGCGGCAGCGUGUACCCCAGGGAGAUGAAGGUGCCGUCCUUCAUCCCCAGCGGCAGUGUGUACCCCAGGAAGCAGAGACCAUCUGUCUCGCACCCCAGCCGCAGGACAAAAUAUUGAAAGGGGAGACAGUUGGUCCCCCUCUCCACCAGCAAAGAGAGUGUCAGGGAGAGGAGCAGGUUACCCCCUCUCCCCAGCGGCAGUCUACAGUUCAGAGAGAGGAGCUUGUUACACCCUCUCUCCAGCGGCAACCUAACCCACCAAGGGGAGAUGUUAAGCCCCACAACUAUGCAGAUGGGACUGUAGUCUCUGCACUUGCAGCACCAGGGGUAGGGGCGGUCGGUCCUGUCCCCCAGCCACAGAGCAGUGUAUCCAGAGGGGAGACAGUCGGUCUCCCCCUCCCACAACCAGGCUCCAACCAGGCUACUUCAGUGGUAGCGCUGGCACCCGGGCAGAGUACCGCUGGUCUCUGCCCACUCAGCAACCCACCAAGGCAGUCUACCAGCCCCCCGCACAGCCGUGGUGAGGCACCUGGACAUGGACAAGUUGCUAUUUUAUCCAGGUGUAGUAACCAGUUAUUGUGGGUGGGCUGUAUUGCUGUUUGUGCUUCGUGGGUGGGUUGCUGGACUAACCAGGGCACUGACCGGCAGGAGGUCAGAUACCCUGUUAGUUUGGAUGGUAAAGGGGAGAAAUGUGGCGAAACCGGCCUCGCCAUGUGUCCUUGGAGGGGGCUGCUUGCCCGCCUCUUGCCUUUGGACUAUGGACCAGACUUUAUGUGAAUGUGUUAUACCCCAGAUAGGAAUCCCAUGGAGCCCAUUCGUAUGAAACUGACUGUAAAGACUUUGGCUCCAUGGUGAUUAAACUGUAUUCGUGUGGUCUGAGCGCCAUUCGCUUAAUAAUGUGCGCUCGGACCUGAGCUAUCUGGGGAUAUGUUAAAUGUCUGUGUGUUAUGUAACAAAUGUGACUUUAUGUAUUUUAAAGUGUUUUGUGUCUUUUUUGCAACCAUGUGCUUAAUGGAGUCUUGUGUCUGUCCUGGGAGAUAAUUGAAUUACUCUCCAGGAUAGAAGACUCUGAAACUGGUUUGGGCCAGAAAGCCAUGCUUCAUUUAGUCACAAAGGACUUUUACUAACUUUUGAACCCCUUGUCUGAUUUGUGCCAUUUUUGAAUAUGUUGUUCCCCUGAAUGGAUUGAUUGUGAAUAUGUAAUUUUAUGUGAAUGUGAUGUAUGGUUUUGGAGUUAUGAAAGUUGGGUAGAAAGUAUGUUUUAUGUUUUAACUGUAUGUAUAAUUGAGUUUCCUCUCAGGAUAAGGGGAGGGAAUAUGUGGGAUGUAACUGAUAUGUGAUUGGUUGUUUUGUAACGCCCUGUGGGCUGUACUAUGUUUGUGAUUUGGGAAUAAAAGACUGUAUGUGACGGUACAGGAAGUUCCUGCUUAACCCUCAAAGUGAAGUGUCGUCUCAUUAUUGGGGGAAGGAUUUAUUGUAUGCUGUUCCAGUUUGACUGCUAGGAGAGUAAACCUAUUCGUAUGGUUCCUAUUCAACUGUCUACAGCAUUCAUAUGCUUGAGAGGAUUCAUAUGUUUCUCCGGUUCGGUGGUUGUGGUGUCUGCUGCAGUGCUUGGAGUCCUCAGGAAGCGCUAGGAGCAUCCUUCAACGGAGGUACCCAGUCGGGGUGCCAGGCGAUCCGUUACAAACAGUCUGGGAAAUAUUAAGGUAUUGGGUGACAAUGUUAGCCAUCUUUGAUCUUGUAGCACAAUUUCUUUCUGAUCUGAGUUUGUAAACUAGGAAGAGUCAGAAUUACAAAGGGCUUCUAUCAUUCAUCUUUGUAGAAGAUAGAGCAGGUACAUAUUUUUGCUUGUUUUGAAAAGGUGAGUGUACACCAUCAAGUUCGCUUAAAAGUUACAAAAUAUUUCCUUUUACAUUCACAGUUCCUAGUUUAAAUCAUACACAUUUUUUGUGUAUGUCAUAAAAUACAAAGACUGAUAAGAGGGACAUAGUUUGGAUUAAUUAAUCUUCAUUGUGACUAAGUGAGCCUCGAAACGUGUUCUUGGAGGGGCCUGCUGUCCAGCCUCUUACCAAAAGACUAUGGGCCCUUUAAAAACCUAUGUGAACAGACUUAGUUCGUGGGAUUUUAUAUUUGGUUCGGGAACCGAACAGCCGCACGAACCGGAGACCACCCUGGAGCUUGUUAAGCCUUGUUAAGCCUAAUUGCUACUUUGUAGCAAUUUCCACCGCAGUGUUCUAAGUGUUCGUCUGGGUGGCCGCAAUUCCUAUGCAAUUCUUUUGGAUCAACAGCAAAAAUCAAAUGUAAGGAAGGCUGAACUUGAUGGACGCAAGUCUCUUUUCAGCUAUGUAAAUAUGUAACACUUAGAAAGGCGCUGUUCGGUGGAAACGUUCCCACAAGGGGAACAAGCUCCAGGGUAAGAACACUGACUCUGUUUGGUAGUUUGUUCGGUUUUUAAACUACCGGACUAGACCGACCGCAAGCCCUGAUUCUCUGGAACUGUUUUGGGCAUGGGACCAUGCGUGCCGUCGGUCAAAUUAUGACUUCCAGGCAAUUUCUGAACCCCUGAGCCGAUCAGGGUGAUUUUUAGAUAUGUUGGUCACCCACAUCAUGGCUAUCAGGGGAUGUAACGUUUGUGGGCAUUUUGUGUGUUUUAAGGUAUUUUGGGGGUUUUGUUAAAAUGUAUGUUUUCUGUCCCCGGAGAUAAUUGAGUUUAGUACAGUGCUGACUCAAUUAUCUCCCAGGCAUAGGGGAGGGGUUGACCUAUUUGUAUGGGAGUGUCAUGGACCUGAGAGCCAAUGUAAUCGUGUAUAUGUUCUUACUGUAGUCUACUCUCCGGUCCUGGGAGGAGUGCCCCUAGCAUGGGGACAUGCAUAUAAAGCCAGUUGUGGUUGCCAGUAAACAGAUUUGUUUUACCCUUCAUGAAGUCUAGGCUCAUGUUUGGGAUUUUGAGAGCUAUAUUCACUCUGGGGAUUGCUAUAAUGACUAUACUCCCUUGGAUCACAACGAUUGCUCUUGUAAGAGCAGCCUGCUUUGCUCUCUGGACUAGGAGAGGUCUACCCACUGGAAGCUGGAUCUUGGUCUUGAAUGCAGGGUGGAGGACAGCAAUACCCCAACCAAGCUGCGGCGAUUUGUGGGGUAUACGAUGGUUAUGGUGUCCGGUGCUGUACUUAUGGUACUCCAGGAUUACUAGGAAGCAGCGAUUGACGGAGGUACCCGGUCGGGGUGCGAGGUGGUCCGUCACAUUCAUAAACAUUCUAAAUUGUACCUGUUAGUGAUUAAUGUAUACUAUGCAGCAGGGAGACCAAAGCAUAAUGCACAUUUUCAGAUAUGUGGGGUUGUUUACUGAACCCCUGAUAAUCUGGGUAUUAAAAACUACUGAUCAGACUAGCCAAUGUGGGAAAAAAAAAGGUGUUGGCAUUUUUUUCUUACCUGGCUUUCUGGACCUAAAAUUUUAAUUUCCCUCCCUUUCUGUAAAAUCCUGUAAAUGGCAUUUCAAAGGUUAGGAGGAAAGCAAAUUGAAUCGGAUCUGAUUUAUUCAGACAAAUUCCAUAGGCAGAAGCUUUAAAUAAUCAUUUGGAUUUUAAAUGUUACAGUAUUUGACACAAUUAAUUAAAAUUAUAUGACCUACUUGACAAACUCAAGAUGUAAAUUAAUUUCAAAGAACUAAGCCAUAAACACAAUGCAUGCAGGGAAUUCUAGACCAAAGUAUGUGGUGCUUCAGUGUGAUGAAGUAGUAAGAUGUCUCUCCCAUAAAUGCCACACUGUGGUAGUGAUUGCAGGUAGCUCUGAAGUCAUAUAAAGUUACAUUUUAUUCUCCUGGGAACUGGAGAGCAGGAAAUCCACGUUCCCAGCAUUAGACCACCUGGAUCUGUACAUACUGAAGCCUAUUGGCUGCACACAUGAAAACGGGAAGAACUAAAAACAUUUUUUCUUCUCUAAGAUCCAUGGCUUAGCCUCUUCCAUUGUAUUAUAAAAAAUAAGCAGUUCACAAAAUGUCUCAACGUUUCCCCCCAUGUAUGGGUAUUUAAAAUCUUCAGUAGUGAUGUCCCGAACGGUUCGCCGCCUAUGACAUCAUUCUUAGUGAGCUGUCCAGGAGGUGGGAGGGUCUGGGAGGGAGGGUCUGCUGCUGAUUGGCUGGAAUGUGUCUGCUGACUGUGAGGUAUAGGGUCAAAGUUUAUGUUUAUUUUCGCCAUCCGUGGCGAACCGUUCGGCGAACCGUUCGGGAUAUGACUAAUCUUCAGUAUUAACGUCUGCCAUCCUUGUUCUACUUGGUCUAGUGUGAGAGAGCAGAGACCACUCUUGGGCUGCGCCAUCAUUGGCUUCAAGUGCCCUAGUGAAUAGAUGUGAUUUGAACAGCGAUGUGUCAGUAAACAGUGGAUGUGAUGUCAUAUUGUGCACGUUUAGCUAUAACUAUGAAAAACAGCGUUUAAGAAAAAUGAAACACUAAUAACUACACUCAUAUGAUAUACACUAAUAACUACACUCCAUAUUCCCUGGCUUGAACAAAUCUGAAAAAUAAGAGGGUAAUAUUUGAAAAAAAAUUUAAAAUGUUGUGAAAAGGUUUCAUUAUGGCGACAUCACCCCUAUGUCCUUCUCUUUUAAUGCCAUCAUCCCUAAAUUUCCCUAAACAUCCCCCAGUUACACGGCAUAGAAAAAAAAUCUAAUAAAAAAAGAAAUGAUUAGUUUUGGUUUUAUAGAAGUGUAUGCUCCUGACUACUACAACAACUAGAUGAGAAUACUCUAGAUACACAGUAUCUCACAAAAGUGAGUACACCCCUCACAUUUUUGUAAAUACUUUAUUAUAUCUUUUCAUGUGACAACACUGAAGAAAUGACACUCUGCUACAAUAUAAAGUAGUAAGUGUACAGCCUGUAUAACAGUGUAAAUUUGCUGUUCCUCAAAAUAACUCAACACCAAGUCAUUAAUGUCUAAACCGUUGGCAACAAGAGUGAGUACACCCCUAAGUGGAAGUGUCCAAAUUGGGCCCAAAGUUUCAAUAUUUUGUGUGGCCACCAUUAUUUUCCAGCACUGCUUUAACCUUCAUGGACAUGGAGUUCACCAGAGCUUCACAGGUUGCCACUGGAGUCCUCUUCCACCCCUCUAUGACGACAUCUCGAGCUAGUGGAUGUUAGAGACCUUGUGCUCCCCCACCUUCCGUUUGAGGAUGCCCCACAGAUGCUCAAUAGGGUUUAGGUCUGGAGACAUGCUUGGCCAGUCCAUCACCUUUACCUUCAACUUCUUUAGAAAGGUAGUGGUCGUCUUGGAGGUGUGUUUGGAAUCGUUAUCAUGUUGGAAUAUUGCCCUGCGGCCCAGUCUCCGAAGGGGGGGGAUUAUGCUCUGUUUCAGUAUGUCACAGUACAUGUUGGCAUUCAUGGUUCCCUCAAUGAACUAUAGCUCCCCAGUGCCGGCAGCACUUAUGCAGGCCCAGACCAUGACACUGACUGUAGGUAAGACACACUUGUUUUUGUACUCCUCACCUGGUUGCCGCCACACACGCUUGACACCAUCUGAACUAAAUAAGUUUAUCUUGGUCUCAUCGGACCACAGGACAUGGUUCCAGUAAGCCAUGUCCUUAGUCUGCUUGUCGUCAACAAACUGUUUGCGGGCUUUCUUGUGCAUCAUCUUUAGAAGAGGCUUCCUUCUAGGAUGACAGCCAUGUAGAUCAAUUUGAUGCAGUGUGCGGCAUAUGGUCUGAGCACUGACAGACUGACCCCCCCACCCCUUCAACCUCUGCAGCAAUGCUGGCAGCACUCAUACGUCUAUUUCCCAAAGAUAACCUCUGGAUAUGACGCUGAGCACGUCACUCAACUUUUUUAGUUGACCAUGGCGAGGCCUGUUCUGAGUGGAACCUGUCCUUUGAAACAGCUGUAUGGUCUUGACCACUGUGCUGCAGCUCAGUUUUAGGGUCUUGGCAAUCUUCUGAUAGCCUAGGCCAUCUUUAUGUAGAGCAACAAUAUAUUUUUUUAGAUCCUCAGAGAGUUCUUUGCCAUGAGGUGCCAUGUUGAACUUCCAGUGACCAGUAUGAGAGAGUGUGAGAGCGAUUACACCAAAUGUAACACAUCUGCUCCCCAUUUACACCUGAGACCAUGUACCACUAACGAGUCACAUGACACCGGGGAGGCUAAUUGGGCCCACUUUGGACAUUUCCACUAAGGGGUGUACUCACUUUUGUUGCCAAUGGUUUAGACAUUAAAGGACCACUCUAGGCACCCAGACCACUUCAGCUUAAUGAAGUUGCCGCGCGUGCGCAUUCAGCCGACGGGGAGGAGAAGAGGAGGAUCGGAGGAGGAGAGCUCUCCGCCCAGCGCUGGAAAAAGGUAAGUUUUACCCCCUUCCCGCCUUCCAGAGCCGGGCCAGAGGGGGUCCCUCAGGGUGGGGGCACCCUCAGGGCACUAUAGUGCCAGGAAAACGAGUAUGUUUUCCUGGCACUAUAGUGGUCCUUUAAUGGCUGUGUGUUGAGUUAUUUUGAGGGGACAGCACAUUUACACUGUUAUACGGGCUGUACACUUACUGCUUUACAUUGUAGCAGAGUGUUAUUUCUUGACACAUGAAAAGAUAUAAUUUAUUAUUUACAAAAAUGUGAAGCGUGUACUCACUUUUGUGAGAUACUGUAUCCAUGACUGCUGCUUUGCCCCGGUCAGCCUAUUAUGAAAAUAUACAUCCGACAGAGCCUAUUAUUGUUUAUUUUACUGUUGAAAACUUGAGAAAUAGCGAGAUGAAUAAAAUACUACUCUAUAAAACAUUACAAAAUAGCAAUUCACAACGCCUCAGCUGAGAAAUUUAUUGUACAGCUUUAUGUAAGAAAGGUGUUUCCAUUGCCAUUUCAGUCAAUAUACAGAAAACACAUUAUCUGGAUAGCUGCCAUUGUACAACUCUGGGGUUUUCUCACACAUUUAUUGGAACUAAACUUUGUUUCCUUCCUUGAGAGGGAAUUAUUUUAUUUGGAGUGAAGGUUAAGACGUUACGAUAGUGCAGUGUUAUAAAUGGGAACCUACUCUGCCUGUCAUCUUACAAUCUGAAUUAUUUAGAAAAGGAUAACAUUUGUGAUGGGUAUGCCCCAGAAUGUUGUAGCUGGUUAUAAAAUUGAAUUAUAAUACUGUCUCAGGCAGUCCAGAUUUUCAAUAAAUGUCUUGUUACAGUCCUUGUAUGAAAGGUCACUCCAGCCCUAAGGCGUUGUGUUGCAUAAAAGUUUUCAGUAAGAGAUUUGUUUAGAUUGAGGGUCAUCAAACUUACAUGGUUAUAGUGACAGCUUAACAAUUUCAGCCUAAAUUUAGCAAUUCAGAUUUUCAUUGACAAACAAGUUUAGUGAAUACACCUUUCUGUUUGCCAGUGUUUCUUGAUGUAAAACUCCAGUUCUAGAUUAUAUCGAACAUAGAGUGCACUCAUAGGAUUUAAUAAUAAACAAAAUAACGUAUUUAUUUUUUUAUCAGGCAUGCAACAGUAUAUAGUCAAGUACAAAAAACAAUCCAAAGUUCAGAUUUCAAUAGAAACUGGUAUUUUUAUAAAUCAACCUUUUUUACAACCGCAUAGCUGCCAAUGACACAGGUGGUCCUGUUACUUCCUGGUUUGGUUAUCUCAGUGGAGGUAAACUCAAGAGGCAGCAAUUGCUCAGAGUACCUGCCUUGCAGAAAAUUAAUUGGGAAGUCUGUGAUUGGACAGCCACAGAAAGUCUGGGCGGGGUUAGUAGUAGAGGGCUUGCAAAAACUGCAGACAAGAGAUCUGCAGAGUUUGCAAGCUGUUUUAAGAUAUAUAUCCCCGGUGGAAAAAGGCAUCAUUAAAGGCAUGUUUUAAUUGGGUUAUAUCUACUACGCAGAGAAGUAUUUAUUUAUGUUCGGGCAGUGUAGUGUCCCUUUAAGAUAAGGGCGUCAUGUUCUUAACCUAUAUAGGAUGCAGAUCACUUUAAGAGCUCCCUAGCGGUUCUGCCAUGCUUUUCAAUCACUCAGAGUGCCCUUAGUCAUUGACAGAGUGCUAGAACUGCGAGAGGGGCUCUGAGCAGGGAGACCAGGCUGGAACUCUGGUAACAUUAUUAGCAACUAUAACAAAGACACACAUUCUUAUUUAGGGUGAGACUUCUUAGAGCAAGCCAUAGAUUUUCAUUCCAAACAAUUCCUGUGGAUGUGGCUUCUGCUGCCUGAAUUCUGAACUCUUCUUUUAGUCUGAGAACACAACUGUACUUUCCUUCACUUGUAGUAUGGUGUAACAGAGGGAUCGGUUUCCUGUUCAAUUGGUUAGAGGAAGUUCAAAAGCAAGUGUUUUUUAGAUAAAAGGUACAAUAGUGAGGUGUCCGUUCAGUUUUACAAUGUUUCCUGGUCUAAUGCUGCAUUAAUUAUUGUGUAAGAAUAUUCUGCACCCAGUUAGCUCACCAAUUACCUGACCACUUUACCAAUUAUCUCAGUCAGCGUUGAUUUGGUUGAGCGUGAUGAGAGUUGUAGUAUACCUUGGCAGCUGCCUGAAGGCUGUCUAGUAUAUAAGACGGAAAAGGGCAGAAAAAUUGUGUGUUUCGCUGUAACUGAUGCAAAUAGCAUAAUUAAAAUCAUGUAUGUUUAACAUGUUCCUUAUACCUGUGGAGGUACCAGGUUACCACAUAAGGCAUGGGUACAGGAAGCAUCCCCCAAGAUAAUCAGAUGGUGUAGGGAGGGGGGGGAAAGGUGGGAGAUGGGUAAGGUCACACCCAUUCAUGAUCGUAUACGUUUAAAAAUCAUUAAGAAAUAUAUGAAAAACUAAACAUAGAAGGACUUUGAUAUCUUCUCCACAUAAAUAAAACAAUAACUUUUUCAAAAAAGGUGCCAAAAUAUCAGCAAAAACACUAAAAUAUACAACAUAUACAUUUACAUUUAUUGAAUAAUUGAUUAUAUAAAAGCCCUGUGUAAUGGUGAGGUCAGGUAGUUCAAAUAGGUCUAUAUUCAACUCAGCUAAUAGCCUCCCCAGUAGUAAUGUUUCAUUUUAACUUUAUAAAAUCUAAGAACAUUAGUCCUGUUCUAACAGACAGAACCCUAGGCCGUCACAUAUCAAACUAAUCCCACCCACAAGCGCAGUCCAGAUACCAAAAUACCAACAGGCUCCUUUUAAAUUAGAGAUACAACAACCCCAAUUGAUUGUUUCGGCCUUUAUUUUUACCUCAUCAGUGAGGUGUAUCUGAUACCUCUGGGCUCAGUGACAAAGAAGUCUAAGUCUGGAUUAAGCUUUUAUUUUAUAGAGACCCUAUUCAUGUACAAAUUACCCAAAAACAAGAGUUUAUUACAACACUGAGGACAAUUCAAAUAGCAUUCACUGUGACUAGUCUUUGUGACAUCUUUGCUCAAGAAGGGUGUGAUUUCAUGUGUUUUAGAUUUAAAAAAAGUAUAAAGCUUCAGUAGUCAAAUUGAAUCUUUGGCACAUACACACCAAAAAAUGCCCUUAUGUUCUAUCUAAGAUGCCAUCACUUAGCAGAAAGGUUAAUCGCUCAAUGAAUAAUUAAUUAGCCAGUGCACCAAUGCCCUUCCUCCGACACAAAAGAUUACUUUGCAGAUAGUGCAGUUCACGUUAGAGCUAGCGUUUGUGACAGAACAAGUUUUGUCUGCCUAUUCAAAAAACAGCAGAUUUGAAUUCCCAAAACCAAGAAUGUAGCCGAAAGAAAAAAAUAAAAUGAUAUACGGUACAUUUUUAAAAGAAAAAAUUCUAUCGCCAAAAUACAUGUCCCUGCUCGUUAUUCUUUCACCUGUAGGAUGCUGCCUACUCUUCUGUACUGUUAAAGCCUUGCAAAGUACAUAAGUCAUACUAUGAGCCAGGUAAAUACUAACAGGUAUACAGUACAACUUAGCCUUUAUUAAAGGGACACUAUAGGUACUCAGUCCACUUCAGCUCAUUGAAGUCCCUGCCCCCCUUAGUGGUGUUUAUAUUGCAGGAUUAAGACAACCACUAGAGGCGAUUUUACCAGACCCCACCAUACUGACGCUGGACGUUCUCACGCUCUGCAUUAAGGACAUCCACCAUCAGUGAAAACCCCUAUGGGGAGGGCCUAAUGUUCUACUUAGGUCCCCCUGUCGGAGGAGGCUGGGCACCGAACCAACACAGAAGGACAGAAGGCGCUGGAAUCGGAUGAGUAAAGUUUUUUUUUAAAACCAUUUAGCUGCUGGAGGGGGGUAAUCCUGUGGGAGGGGGCAACCAGAGGGCACUAUAUUGUUAAGAAUACAAUUUUGCAUUCCUUACACUGUAGAAUUUCUUUAAGUCAAAUGGAACAUGGAUCACCCCAAAUUAUGACUAUUAAUCUGGGAUAAUAUUUAACAUUUCAUCUCAUGUUCUUUUCUUAAAGGAACACUAUAGUGGCAGGAAUAGAAACAAGUAUUGCUGAUAUUAUAAUGCUGAAAUAAAUAAUUAGGUUCCCAGUUCCCCUCUCUGUUGAAAUUAAAGGUAAUUAUUCUCCCAUGCUGUGCUGGCCCCGCUUCCAUGGCUGAGAUCAUCAUUGGGAGGCUAUUGAGCAUUUGCGGCAAAAUGCUGAACGGCGUCAAACAGCAUCUCCUCCCUACUCAGAGUCUGAGUAACUGUCACUAGGGGUAUUCCUAGGUAGCAAUAUAAUCAAUGUAACGUGUAAAGUGUUUACAGUGCUAAUACUGCACAUUAAGCUAUAGUGGAUCUGGUGGCUAUAGUGUCCCUUUAACCCCUUAAGGACACAACUUCUGAAAUAAAAGGGAAUCAUGACGGAAUAUUUCCGUCAUGUGUGUUUAAGGGGUUAAAAGAGAGACACUACGUGAGAAUUCAAAGUAAAUUUCUAAUUCAAGGAAGAAAUAGCCGAACUGCAAAGGUUCUCAAAGUCAGUUAUUCUACCAGUUUGGUAACUUUGGCCUUGCAUUUUAAAUUCAAAUUUAAUUCACUUUGAAUUCUCAGUUUAGCGAAUAACCCUUUAUGUCUGAGAAUAAAUUGCAAUAUGUUAGUCAAUAUAAAUUCCAUUGUGUUUACUGUAUGAGAGCCACACUAAAGCAUCCUGGCUGAUUGGGUCAGAGAGACACACCCACUGCUAGUGAUGUCACCAGCAGUGCUACUCGCUAACGUAUAAAGUCUCAUGAUGUAAAGUGAAUUUAAACAAGAUUAUUCACUAAUUGGGGAUUGACAGUGAAUUUGAAAUUCUAGCUGAAUUGAAAAUAUAGCGGAAUUCUUCCAAUCCAGCUGUUUUAGCCUAACAUGUCAAAAUAUUCAAAUUGGAAAAAAGUUUCCCUUCCAACCUACAGUGUUUCAGUUCUGUAGAGAUUAACUACUUAGGGUCCCUUCUCAGUGGUGUAUCCUGGUUUUGUGCUGCCCUAGGCAACCCUUCCCCCCCACCCCACCUUCUAAAUACACACACACACACACAGUCAGACACAAACACACACACACAGUCAGACACACACACACAGUCAGACACACACACACACAGUCAGACACACAUACACACAGUCAGACACAAACACACACACAUAGUCAGACACAAACACACACACAGUCAGACACAAACACACACACAUAGUCAGACACACACACACAAUCACUCACAUUAACACUUUUUUUUAUUUUUUAUUAAUUAACCCCACCCCCCCAGCCUCCUUACCUUUGGGAAUGCUGGGGCGGGGGGGUUCUCUAUCUCCCUGGGGGUCCAGUGGCUGCCGGUCGGGCUGCUGGGCAGGCGGCUGGCGAGGGAGCACUCUGCUCAGCUCCCUCGCGCACAGCAGAGUGAGGCUGGGAGCCGGAAUGUGACGUCAUAUCCCGGCUCCCAGCCUCACUCUGCGGCGCGCGAGGGAGCUGAGCAGACCACUCAGGGGAAGUGCUCCCUCGCCAGCUGCCCGCCCAGCGCUCGGCAUGUCAGUUAGCCGCGAGGCUAACUAGGCAUUUGCCUUGGGCAUUUGAGGGUGGCGUUUUUUGCCGCCCCAUGAAAAAUGCCGCCCAAGGCAAAUGCCUUGUUUGCCUCGUGGCUAAUACAUCCCUGUCCCUUCUAUUGAUUCCCUCUCCAAAAGUGUGAAUUGUCAUGAAUUCAAAGGGAUUUUAUUUAUUUUUGGCUAAUAAUUCAGUGCUUUUAAAAGGAAAGCAAUCUUUUAAAACGCUAGAUAAUACAAUCUUACAUAAAAUUAUUUACUUGCACUUUCCUCUAAUUUAGUGUAUCAUGCCAUGGUUACUGUUGCUUAAGAAACGCACCAAUGGUAUCUUUUAUAUUCCAUGCAAAAUUUCGAAUUUAGCUAAUAUUAAAAAAAUCUUAACCAUUCAGCAACUAUCCUUUGGACUAGUGACCACUAGAUGGCAGCAUAUGAACAGUAUACAUAUAAUAACAUUAUUAUUCGUAAUAUUCCAACAUGUUCCUCGGCUCUGUGCUAUGGAUAAUUACAAACUAUUUUAGAAAAAAGGUUGCAAGACGUGAAGCAUACUCAGCUCAUAUAAACUGACCUUCCUAAAAUCUCUAAAUAUUGUCUGCUUAUACAUGUUUCAACUACACCCUCUUUUACUUUGUUGGUAGUUACAUCUGUUUUUUGCUGUUGAUCCAAAAGAAGGCAAAAAAAAAAAAAACCAGUUUGAAGCACUUUAAUUUUGCAACAAACUAGGGGGGAAAAAAAUCCUUCUUGGUAGCUUUUAUAUUGUUUUACCUGUAAUAAUAGAGGACGAUCUCUCAACCUGAAAUAACUAUUAGACCAAAGGUAGGCAACUGUCGGCACUCCAGGCAUUGUAGACUACAUCUCCCAUGAUGCUUUGACAGCAUUAUGUCUAUAAAAGCGUUAAGAGAGAUGGAUGGAGUACCAAAGAUUACCUAUCCCUGUUUUAGACGUCGUCAAAACUCACUUUUAAAAAAAAUAUAUCUUAUUAAAGUCAUAAAGUCACCCAGAACACUUCGCCUCAAUGAUUCUGUCUGGAGUCUGGUCCUGCCAUUUUUACCUUGCAAUGCAGAGCUUCCUCCUCCAGAAACAUUUGGCUGUGCAUGCCCAUUUCCAAUCAACUGCUUCUCUAAAAACAUUGGAUUGGAACAGAUCCAAUCCAAGCAUGCUGACGUCUUUGAAGACGAAUCGGGUGACUGCAGCACAGGAAUACUCAUGCUUGAAAUAGGGUCAAGUAAUCAUUCCUUAAUUUUUUUAUUACAAAAGGGAAGCUAUUUUUAUUUUUACCCUUUAAUCAAUCAGAUAAAGUGUUUGCCUAUCAAUGUCCUGGGUUUGGCAGAACAGUCAUAGUUUCAGGGUUCUGUCCUGACAUCCUGAGUUUGUUCCCUGGUGUCUUUCAUCUGGGGACAUAAGAGGAUUGUCCGCAACAAGAGUGCAUCAUUCAAUCAUCACCUUAAAGGAAUACUCCACAGACAUAAUGCGAAUCAGUUUGCUGAAGUGCUUUAUGUGUCUGGAGUCCAUCACAUUUGUGACAGUUUAUAAAGGUGCCAAAUUCAAUAGAAUAGAAAUACUUGGGGACAUAAACACCUCAACUGGAAAACCAGGUCCGGUGCUAGCAAGCAUCUGCCUUCGUAAUUUCUCAGUGAAUGUAUUCCAGCUCAUUUAGAAGCAUUGGAAAACAGUGAUUGCGUGCAAGUUUGUGGCUUCUGCACAGAGGUUUCUUAAUGAGAAGCCCUUGCUUGGAGUAUUCCACAAAUAAAUGGAGGGUUUACAAAGGCUGCAGACAAGAAAUCUAUUUAAAUAUACCUCCAAUGAAAAGAAAAUUGGGGGGGCAAUUGAGUGUUCCAUGUACAGAUCUCUUCCUAUGUACAGAUCCGGGUGCUGCAACAGUGCAUUUGGGUAUCAGUAGUGCUGCAAUCCUAUGCCUCAGGUUGUGAAACUUUCCUUAAAGGACCUCUGAAGUGGCCAGGAUGCUCUGGUCCUGUAGGUUUAACCCUAUAAUAGAAAGAAAACCUACAGCUUUGUUUUUUAAACCUGCAAUAUUUACAUUGCAGUGUUAACUCCACCACUAGUGGCUGCCAUGCUGAUAGCCACCAGAGCCGCUUCCUUCUGCAGACAAUGUGUAAAAUUUGUCACAUGAGUGCACCCACCAUGGGAAAGCAUUGACUGAAGUCUGCUGUGCUUUCAGUUUGGCCAUUCUGGCCUUCAAUUUUAAAUUCACUUUUAAUUAUCACUUAAGUAAAUAACAAUGUGAGUAGCAGUCCUAAAGAAAAUUAAAUCUGUGUAUGAUUAUUAGGUUAUAAUCUAAAUUCUUUAUGAAUCUAAAUGAAUCAAUAAAUUAUGAAACUGCAAUUCCAGAGUAUAUGUUACGUCUCAUAAAAUCUUUAUGUAUUCGUUGACAUUCUGCCUCUUCUUUUUCAAGGAAAAAUACAUGGACAUUAGAAACUAAACUGCCUUGUGUUGGACCCUUACUGAUUCCAAGUUUACUACUGGGACUUUAUAGAAGUUUUCCUUAAUGCUGACAGACUUUUUGAAGUGACUGCACCAUGCUGAACAGUUGAUAUUGUUCUGAUGGACCCGGACUGAUCUCAGGUUACUCUCGUCGGAAAACUGUAACCACGAACCCAGAGAUCCAACCAACGCUUUAUACAAUGAUGUUACGUCCUGUGGGUAACCCUUUUACCUAAAGAAGACUAUCAACAAGUGAAUUCUGAAGUAACCUUUGUGGCCUGCAUUUUUUUCCUAUCUACUAUCCGUUAGCUCUGACAUUAAACUGACCAAGGUUGAUCUUUCAUUGUGACAAAGCAGGAUAUGGACAGACUCCAUCGAAUUAGUGGAUGGGAGGGAUUCUAAUAUAUUGUAGACUAAGCACAAAGCAUAGUGGAGGACUGCAGGAUCAACACCGAAGAAAUGCACUGGCAAUCUAUCUUGCAACCCUUUAAUUAUAAUAGUAUAUUAUAUACAUACACACACACACACACACACACACAUACUACUCCUUCCUCCCUCCUCCAUUAGGUAAGAGUUUUAUCUCGGUCUAAAUGCACUCUUUCCUAUUUCUGAAUGUAAUAUAGCAUCUUACAAGUUAAGCCGUACCCAGCUAUUAAAAAAGAGUUGGCAUUUUGUCUCUUUAGCUAAUGGCCAGAGACUACUUACAGCACACAUGCCUCCCUUCUAACCGCACAUCCUGAAGAAAUUUCUCUAUAAAGUAUGUACUUACAUAAAUAUAUAUAUUUGAGUUGGAUUGUGUAAAUUUAAGGUAUCGAAUUAUGCUUUGCCUACUUUUUUUUUUUAAAGUAUGUGAUAGUAAAGAAAUUCAAAUCUAAUAUUUUUUUUAUUAGUGUGCAAGUCUCAUAUUUUAGGGUUCUUACUGUGUAAUCUAAACAUAUACAUUUAUUUCUAUAGGAGAAACAAUGCUUAAAAAAAAAAAAAAAAGAUGUACAAUUGUGUUACGGUUAAUUAAAAAGUGAAAAAAUGGCUCUUAAGUAUUUAUCUUCAGUAAACAAAAAUAAAUAUUUAUUCAACAUACAGAUCAUAUACCAGAUAUAUGAGAUGUAUUAUAAGGAAACAAAGUGAUAACAGGAGUUCGGAGAGAGGAACUGACAGUUUACUUGAAAUGAAAGAAUUUUGUUACUGGAAAAAAAUCUUUUUAAAUCAUCAUUUUACUGUUUCCACGUGUUCACAAAAUUAUUCAAACGUAUACAUCUGUCGGCACUGUUGUGUAGGACAAAGGUCUAAAGUGUAAUGAAAGUGGGAGAGCAGUGAAAGAGGCACAGUUGUGUAUUAGAUGGGUAGAUGAAACAUAGACGUAACUGAAACAAAGCGUGUUUGCUAGACAGAAGUAACACAUGCGAUAGCUCUGCUCAAAGGAAUUAUUUGGAUUUAAGUUACAUCCUUGUAAUUCAUUUAACUUUUUUAGAACUGAUCAUUUAGCCUAAAAAUGUAAAUAAUAGGAUGACACACAGAUAUAGCCCCCCCAGUCACCCUAAACUAUACUUUGAACACUUUUCCUCCUGGUUACCCCACUUUCUUUCCUCUAGCACUCCCUCUCUCAUACUUGGGGACUUCAAUAUCCCUAUCAACAAGCUCAACUGCCCUGAUGCCUCUUGUUUGCUCUCUGUAACCUCCUCCUUUGGACUCACACAGAUUUCUUCCUCAGCAACUCACACUGCAGGAAACACUCUUGACCUCAUCUUCACCAAUCUCUGUACCACCUCUGAUCUCGCCACUGUUCCAUUUCCUUUGUCUGACCACCAUCUGCUAACAUUUAACAUCUGCAUACCCCAUACCAAAAUCUCACCACCAUCCACUCUCCAACCUUGCAGAAACCUCAACUCCCUCGAUCUCCAGCACUUCUCCACUAAACUCCAAACACUCCUUUUACCCAUCUCAAAUCACAACUGCCCUAACUCUGCAACCUCACUCUACAACUCCAUUCUCUCCUCUCAACUUGACAUCAUGGCACCUCCUACAGUUAAACGCAGCAAGCGCCCCCAACUACAACCCUGGCACACCAAGCUGACCCGUUACCUCCAAAAAUGUUCCAGAACUGCUGAACGCUGCUGGAGAAAGUCUCACUUUGCAUCUGACUUUGUCCACUAUAAAUUUAUGCUGCGCUCCUACAGCAUGGCUCUUUCCUCUGCAAAAGUAAGCUACUUCAACACCCUCAUAAGCACACUGUCCCACCAACCCAAACACCUGUUUCACACUUUUGAUGCACUUCUUCGCCCUGUGACUCCCCCUCCUUCCACCACCUUGUCCGCCACAAACUUUGCAUCUCAUUUCACUCAGAAGAUCUCUACAAUCAGGAAAGAGAUCUCUAAUCUUUCUUCAACCAGUAUCAGUACAUCACCCAUCCCCACUCCCCCUGCCAUCCUAAGCUCAUCUGCACCUGCUACAGCACAAGAGGUUUCUGCUCUGCUCCUGUUUCUGCACCUGCUCCCUCGAUCCUAUUCUCUUGCAUCUCAUCCGCACAUUGUCUCCCUCUCUUGCUCUUCCUCUCGCUAACAUUUUCAAUCUCUCACUUUCCUCUGGCACAUUUCCCUCUGCCUUCAAACAUGCAACCGUAACCCCAAUUCUGAAAAAGCCCAACCUUGAUCCCAACUCCCCAUCCAACUACCGCCCUAUCUCGCUACUGCCAUUUGCCUCCCAAGAUCCUCGAGAGAGUUGUCUACGCCAGAUUGACAGACUUUCUUGAAUCCAACUCUCUGCUUGACCCCCUUCAGUCUGGAUUCCGCGCUGGUCACUCUGUCGAAACUGCUGUGACCAAAGUAUCCAACGAUUUAAUUGCUGCUAAAUCUCGCGGCCAAUACUCUAUCCUAAUCCUCCUUGAUCUUUCUGCCGCCUUUGACACUGUUGAUCAUCAACAGCUUCUUCACAUUCUCCGUAACUUUGGUCUACGGGAUACUGCUCUCUCCUGGUGCUCCUCCUACCUCUCCUAGCGCUCUUUCAGAGUUUCUUUCUCUGGCUCUGCCUCUUCUCCCCAACCCCUCCCUAUCGGUGUCCCCCUACUGUUCUCUAUCUAUACUGCCUCCCUUGGUAAACUCAUCAGCUCCUUUGGCGUCCAAUACCAUUUAUAUGCAGAUGACACGCAAAUCUACCUGUCCUCCCCGAUCUCUCUCCGCCCACCUUUACUCGUGUUUCUGACUGCCUCUCUGCUAUUUCCAACUGGUUGGCUGCUCACUUCCUUAAACUCAACCUGUCCAAAACAGAACUUCUAGUUUUCCUCCCUCAAGUGCUGCUACUCCUGUGUCUGUCUCCAUCCAAGUCAACGGCGCUUCUAUCACCUCUACCUCCCAGGCUCGCUGCCUAGGGGUUCUUUUUGAUUCUGAUCUCUCUUUUACUCCCCAUGUUCAAUUGAUAGCCAAAUCCUGUCGCUUCCAACUCAAGAACAUAGCGCGCAUCCGCCUAUAUCUAACGCCGGACGCGGCUAAGGUACUGCGCUCAGCCCAAGACCUACGCCUAUCCUCUGCCCGGAUCCCCACCUCUGAUGCUCGCCUUCAAGACUCCCCCAGGGCUGCAAGUAUUCUGUGGAACUCCCUUCCCUCCUCAAUCAGACUUUCACCCAGCCUCCACUCCUUCAAAAAAUCUUUGAAAACUCACUUCUUCAUUAAAGUGUAUCAAUUAAACUGUCAGCAGGUUUCUCAUCCCCCACCCCAUGACUCCAUUCCUGCACCAGUCAAAAAUGACCUACCAAGCACUCAAUAAACCCUUCUGUAACAAACUAUUUAAUUCCCCUACUUUAACCCUUUGUGUCACUAUACCCCACUCCCUCUAGCAUGGAAGCUCAUCGAGGGUCCUCAACUCCCUCUGUUCCUGUAAGUCAGUGGUCUAAUCUCAAUUAUGUGUCUGUUAGUCCACCCAUUGUACAGCGCUACGGAAUUUGUUGGCGCUAUAUAAAUAAUAAAAU
Messenger RNA from Pelobates cultripes (western spadefoot toad), 65118 nucleotides. Lineage: Eukaryota; Metazoa; Chordata; Amphibia; Anura; Pelobatidae. The record is from the annotation of a GenBank genome assembly.